Podarcis lilfordi (Lilford's wall lizard) is the source of this 49910-nucleotide messenger RNA. The record is from the annotation of a GenBank genome assembly. NCBI's taxonomy places the organism in Eukaryota, Metazoa, Chordata, Lepidosauria, Squamata, Lacertidae.
GCCAAUUUUUCUUUCCAGGGAAGGUCCCUUGCGGCGCAUGCGCAAUACCUCCCCUCCUCCUGUUGAGUGAAUGUAGCGUCGUGGCGACGUCACGGGAGAGUCCCGGAUGUGUCAGGUCAGGGCGCUAUGAGGAGACCACAAGGGGACGGUCGCAGCUACCGCAUAUCGCUGUCAGGUGAGGUGGAAAGGGCGGCGGAUGUGGCUCGCCGUGCCGUAGGGACAAAGGGAGACGUAUAUUAACGGCCGCGGGCGACCGGCCGCAAGAUAAUGAGCUGGAAAGGCCUGACGCAGGGAGAAGGGGCGGGGCAGAGAGAAAGAAGCCUCGGGCGAGAAGUGCGCAUGCGCGCGCCGUGGGGUUUCUGUGCCGCUGGAACUGCAGGCGCAUGCGCCUUAGGUUCAAACGGUUGCCGGGGAGCUGCGCAGGCGCCUUACUGUGCGCUCGGCGUCGUGCGGGAGAAGGAGGCGCAGGUGAGGUCCAGGGCACGCAUGCGGCGCGAAAAGUUUUGUAGCACUCCGCCCCACUGCGCCUGCGCAAAGGGGAGUGGAAGGGCAACAGCCACAUCCUGCAGCUUCCUGGCUUCCCUUCUCUCAUCUCCUCUCCACCCCCCCUCCCGUACCUCCUAUCCCUUUCCUGUUGCGCUUGCGCAUAAUGUUGCUGCAGGGGCCUUGCGGAAUAAUGAUCCUCCGCAGCUGCGCAAGGGGGAAAGAAUUGCAAGAGGAGACAUGCUGCCAAAUAGUGAGCCGCGAGUGCUGUUGCUAAGCUUUCACAAGGGGAAAGGAAGAAGGGGGCCAGGAAUGAUGGUGGAGUAGAGAGGGAGGGGGUUGUCUUUUUUUGCCUACGUUAAUACCCCACUCACCUCACCUGCCUGGGUCACUGGCCUACUACCCCUGAUUAUUCUGAUAGCGAACAAAGUGGCAGAAGUUACUUACUGAGGCCAACAGGUAAGAGCUCCAUCCUUCUGAUGCACCCCCACCCCCUCUAACUGAAUGAUGGAAAAAGUGGUUGGGAGAAAUAGAUCUGUACUCCUUACGUUAAUAAAGGAAUUGUCUGGAGAGGCGGCGUUUGAUCCUUGAAACCUUGACUGGGAUCUUGUAUGGUCCAAUGAGUUUUGGUUUUGGAUUUGGGAGACAUGGUGUGAAAUCACUGGUAAAAGACUGGAGGGUGGGGGAGAAAAAAGCCAGGUAGUCUGUGGGUAAGGGCUUCUACUUCCCACACCUGUUAAAAUGGUAAUGAUAGCAUCAAGUUUUUGUUUUGUUUUUUGUAGGGAUCGGAAAGUUUAGGAUCAGAGAUCAUGCCAAUGAAUGGGUGGGUGUGCCCUGUGACAGGUUUACAUGAGUUGGCUUUUGAGUUCCCUCUCUUGUUCUAAAAUCUCCUCCACCACACAAGUCAGUUGGAGUUGUGGAAUGUGUAAGUUUACUUUUGAAAACUUAGAGCCUUUGAGGUGGAGAGAGUUAGAAAACAAAAUAGAGGCCCUUUUCGUAUACUUUGCCGCCCCGUUCAUUGAUCCAGCAAAGAGUGAUAAUUUUCAUGAUGAAUGCGGUGCAGUGAGUUCGAUUCUGAAAGGAAGAAAAAGAAGAGAGGCUUAAUAGUUAUUUCACAGUUUAACUUACCAUUACUCCCAGAGGUCUUGAGAGAGCAGAUAAAUGGACUAACUAGAUUAAGAAUCAAAAGUGGCUCCUGUGUGGUAGUUGCAUAUGAGAGAGAAUUUUUUGCAGCUUCAGCUGUCACAGUCUUCUAGUAAUGGGUAAAGCUGCAGCUGCUGAAAGUUUUUCUGCUCUGCGGCUGCUGAAGACAUAGGAAUAUCUUCUCCUGUAUUGAAACUGACCAUCGUAACAUCUGGACAAACCAUCAAAUACAGAAGUUGUCAGCACCUCCAGUCUUUGUUGUUGCUGUGCCUUUUUUUGACUUACAAAAGUGCUGCCUUGCUUAUGUUGUUGUAGCACCUAUGUAACUCAUCCAAAUUGUUUUCAAACCAUCUGGAGGCACAACCAAAAUAAGCAACUGAGUGUACUUAAUAAAGGGUUGUGUGCAAAGCAAACUGAUAAUCAGGAGAUUUUAGACUUUUAAGCCACCCAGUCCCCAAAAGUUCUGAAUGUAUAACAGCAUUUAAUAUUAAAAAGGCUCCAUUUGGACAUACCCUCCACGAAAAACCCCCAAACCCACACCUGUUAACAUUCGUUACUCAUUCAUAUGACCACUUGGCUAAACAAAGAUCGUCCAUCACUUGCCACUUGCUAAAUAUUUUGAGACUUAGGCUCUGAUGGUACUUCUGGGAAGAGGACCAUAACUAAGACGUGAGUGUGAAAUCUCUUAGUGUGCCUUACCAUGGUAUUUUGGCAUACUUCUUUGGAGAAAGCUUAGCUCAGUCAGUUAUGUUUGGAAGUGGGUGAGAGUAGAGAGAAACCUAAGAGUAAAGUGUUACUGGAACAAGGAGUUGAUGGAAGAGAUGAUGAUGUGCUAGCAUCACGCCAAAUCACUCUUGUCAGCAUUUCUCACCAAGCUGUGAGGGGAUUUAUGGGUAAGUUACCAACUGCAUGGCAUGCAGAGAGGGUGGGAGUGAUAAGUUAAAAGCAGGGUUUUUAAAAAAUAGCCACUCAACUAGGCACCCAUGAUGGGUAUGAAUUGCUUCCAAGUGAUCAGGCAGGGAAGUUUUUGUAAAGUGGUUCUUAUUUUCUUUUCAGCCAAACAUCAUUAACAUUGACAUGUGUGGGCAGCAAAGCUAGUGGGGGGGAAAUAGUGUGAACUAGUAAUUCGGUAAAGUUAUUUGGAGGACUGUCUUAAAAGGUCUGGAAUAAUGGCUGCUGUACAGGAGUAGGUUGCCUGUUCUGUGGACCGCUCAUGAGCCAGGGAUGUUCCAAGCUAAAAGCUGUGUUGUAAAAUGGUGGGCUUACAACUACCAAAGCAUCAUUCAAAAAUCUAUUCAAAGUGGGAAGUCAGUUGGCCUAGAGAAUGUAGAAUUCCCUUUGGCAUAUUAGGAAACAGAUCAGUGUCGGUGGCCUGAACAUUCCGAGGUACAUAACAGACCAAACUGAAGGUGCCUAACUUUCUGGGUGGCAGCUCUCACCCUUCUCCAAACAUACUAUAAGAAAAGGAUGGGGCAGGGGGUUAAGAGGAUGUUGGAAUUUGUGUUAGAAACUCCCCAGGCACGUUUUCUGACUGGAGCUGCUCCAGUUGUGACCACAUGGAGAUCUCUGGUUGCCAGGUUGGCGACUGACAUCUCCAGCUGGCUGGCCUCUCCAGCUUUCUUAAGCAGAAGACCUUAUUUAUUGCGUUAAUAUCCUACCUUUUUCUCCAGGGGGUACAUGGUUCACUCCUCUCCUCAGUCAAUCCCUACAAUGACCCUGUGAGGUAGGUUAGGAGGUUAUGACUGGCCCAAGGUCACCCAGUGAUUUUCAUGACUGAGUAGGGAUUAACCCGGGUCCUAGUCCAGCCACUAUAUCACACUGGCUUCCUAGGGUACUUCUGCUAUGGGGCAGCUGGAGAUAUAUAUAUAUAUAUAUGGAAAGCAAAAUGCCCCUUAGAGAAGGAUCUGAAAUAUUUUACCUUGAAUGUUGAAUUUUUUUUUUCUGGAUUGUUUUAUUUGAUGUAUUAAUGUGCUGUGUGUAAACUGCUUUGAGAUUUUUUUCUUUAAAAUAUCAAAUGGUAUAGAAAUGAAAAGAAGAAUAAAUUUCAUGGGGGGGGCAAUAGGGCUUAGACAUUCUGUUGUGGCAACUGUAACCUAGGUUUAAGGUGCCAUUUGGCGAUUAGCUUAUUUAUCUGAGUUUCUAACACUGCUUGGAACAGAAACUCGCCUGAAAUGCUUUCCUUUUAACACCUGAUACAGAGAGCUAUUGCAGAAGUUUCACAUGCUUUAUCUGCUUCUGUGCUGUACCAUUUGAGGCUGUAUGUGGAAUCAAAUGUUUGAAUACUCUCCCGCUUAAAAGAAUAGGCCCUUCACAUUCAGUGCAAGCGUGUCAGGGAGAAGACUAGCUUAUAAUCUCUUCCCUGAUAUAAUAGUUCUGAAUGUGUUGUAGAGUAUUUUCUGUGGGGAAGCAUUCAGGCAUUUAAUCCUCAUCUGCAGUCUGAAAUGAUACAGCCCAGCAACAUAGACAGGUUAGACACCUGUCCACAUGUGUAAUCUCUAACAAUUGCCCUGGGCAGUUGAACAAGCUGCCUUAAUGGAGAAUUGGUCAGUGAAUGCCAGUGAUGUAAGUCAGGAGGCGUUGGGGAAGAACGUGACCUCCUCUGAGGAAGGUUUGCCUUAUACUUUGAGAACCACCACCGUUUUAGGUGGUUGUUGAGUCCAGAUUGAGGGACAGUAUAAUCCAGAUUGUCCCUUCCACUGAUCUGUUAGACCCUAGCAUGCCAAAAUUGACGGGAUGAUCCUUGCCCGCCCAUCCCAAACUUCAGAACAAAAUAUUUUUGAAUGUUUUAUGUACCAUAGUAACUCAGCCAGUUACUAAAGGGAGGUGAUUGGGCAAGGAAGCGUUUGUGAAAUCUAAAACAGUAGUUGAUCUAGCCAUUGAUAUGAUAGAUAUAACUAACCUACAUACAGUGGCACCUCGGGUUAAGUACUUAAUUCGUUCUGGAGGUCCAUUCUUAACCUGAAACUGUUCUUAACCUGAAGCACCACUUUAGCUAAUGGGGCCUCCAGCUGCCGCCAUGCCGCUGGAGCACAAUUUCUAUUCUCAUCCUGAAGCAAAGUUCUUAACCCGAGGUACUAUUUUUGGGUUAGCGGAGUCUGUAACCUGAAGCGUAUGUAACCUGAAGCGUAUGUAACCUGAGGUACCACUGUAUAUGGAAAGGCAGACUACUAAUUUUUUUUUUUAGGAGCUGCCAUCUAAUUUACAAGAACUUAUGCUAAGCCAUGCGAAUACAGUUUUGCUAAGAUGGUUCUUGUAACUGAAAUUCAAGCAAAUUUGCGGUGAGAGCUACAGUUUUGAAAAAUAAGGCCUGCCCUGCUGCUAGUACUUCCUAUUUAUCAAUCUGAGAAUGCUUCUCAUAAUUCAAACCGCUCCAUAGCCUUUGCACUUCCAAGAGACCUGGGAGGGGAGAUUUUUGCUGCUUGCCUUUUCUAGAUAGGAAAUGGAGGUUGAGAGAUAAGUGACUUUACUCAAGACCACAAAGUUGCUGUGUUCAGACGCAGUGCUAGGCCGCAUAGGAUGGUUUGUUUAAAAUACUAUGCACAAGCUGCAGCCUGCAGCUUGAGCUCCCCCACUUUGCUGCUCUCAUACCACAGAGCAGCUGGCUUAUAGCAUUGAAUCCAAAUCAGCACUUGGAAGUUUCUCUCCAGAUCAGCUAUGAUUGGGAAACCAUAGUUUUCCCCUUGGCUUCCCAGUUGUGGUUUAUUUGGGAGAAACACCUGCUGGUUCAGGUGCAAUGCUGAACUAUCUGUUCUGUGGUUUGCUUGACUGAAGGAGGUGAGAAACUGGAGCACUCUGACCUGCUUGCCUCACCACACAGUUUGCGCCCGGUGUGCUUAAGCAUAUGCUAUUUUGUGGCUUAGCAUUGCACCCAAAUGUAGCUGAGGUGAGCUUUAAUCUAUAUCUGACUGCUUUGUUCACUCGAUUAUACAUCCACCCCCCUGCCCUAAAUACAAUAAAUGGAUUGGAUCAAAUCCUAUAGUUCUGUUAACUUAACAGAUGUGUAUAGUUUGGUUCUUUCUGUGUCUGUGUAAUUAGGGCUCCCCGUGGAUAUACAAGCAGCAAACCUUGGUAAGUAGAUAUGGCAUAAAUCAAAGAUGGGGAAGUGGAUUCUGUUGGUGGGCUGGAUCCUUAUGACCCCUACACUCUACUGGCCAAGUUUGACAAGAGGGCUGGGCUGCCCACAUGCCAGUCAUCUGAUGCCACAAUGGCAUUAGAUGACCCAUUUUUGUCAAUGCAGUUAGAGGUCAAACCGCGUGUUGGCAAAGGCACUGCAUUUUGCAUACACUGAUGAACAGCUGAUUUUCAGUUCUUGGAAAGUGCUGUGCAUGGGGCUUUGCACAAAACUUUGAUAGUGGUGGUGCUGCUACCGAUCAGUGGUUGCAGACCCCCUUUCGGCCCAUCCGUGUCUACACCUGCCAGGUGUUAAAUAUGCUUGGCCCUGUUGUGGGCCCAGUGGAGAAGCCUAGCAUCAGUUCACGUUUUAGGGCAUGGCUUUGGUGGUGUGACUUGUCUGAUAGAUCUAAUAGAGUAGUAAGAUCCCAUGCCGUCCCUUUCCAAAGUUCUGCAUUUUGUGUCACUGUUCUUGAAGAGUCUGUGCUACAGAAAAAUCAGGUGUUUUGUUGCUUGCCUCUUAUUGUGAGAUCAAGGACUACAGUAAUUAAAUUGCUUUAGGCAGUAGAGCGCUAGAUACAUUGUGGCCUGCAAAUGAGAUAACACCAGAGGCUUUUAAAAGUUUGCUAAAAAAUUUUUUUUAAAAAAGCUUUACAUGCUAAACUUCCUUUUCUCCUGCUCAUUACUACUGGCCUAACAUAAUGGUGACUUCUAAGUGCUGCCCUCUCCCUGACUACUGUGAGUUAUGAUGGCAACCCUCACUACUAAGUUGCAUGAUAUUAUAGCGCUUACACUGGGUAGGAUAAAUGAAAAAUGCAUGGGCAGGAAUUGUUGGUCAGAGGAAAAAUAAUGGUGGCUACUAAGGCCUGUUGUAGUGUCCUUGCAGUGAGCUCCGCCUACAUGGUGUGAUCCCACCCCAACAUAUUGGCCUGCUGUUGGGGGCUACCGUUCUCUUACCCAUAGCUACUCAUCUACUGCCUGGGAACAGUUGAAAGAUAAGAUUGAGGGAUAAGUAGCAUGACAGAUUAACCAUUCAAGCCAUCCUGUGUCAUACAAGUGGCUGUAUUGGCAAGGGGUGUGUGUGUGUGUGCUCUUCUAUACCUGUCCAGGAUCUCUUUUUUAGAGAAAAGCAGGGUGAUUUUGCAUUCCAUUAAAAUAAGUAAACAGGCCAAAAAACAAACAAACAAACAAAACAAAAAACAACACCAACCAAAAUAAAAAACCAACCCUGACUGGGAAUGAUUUCUGUUGUGACUCAUACAUAUUUCAGAAAGGCUAGAAAGCUAUUUGCCAAGGAUGCAUUCUUCUUGAGUUUCUACUUGCCUUCUGCACUGCAUUUAGAUGUGGAAAUGCUCCUAGUCCUAGAGAAUUGGAGAUGUGCGAAUUCUCAAGGAGCAUUGCACGUAUUCUCACUAGUGUAGAGUAGGCCUGGGCGAGGUAUCAAUACAUUGCCUGAAACCACAAUUUAAAGUUAAAAUCAUGAGACUGAUUUCGGAAUUUCCGAUCCGGCAGUGUAUCCCGAAUCCCCCCAGCCCUCCUCACAGCCAACACCACACACUUCAAUCAGGCCACAUGAUAGUCGCCUCUGCUAACCCACUCCCUCCCUCCGCAGCCCAGCCGCCAGCCUAAAAAGUGUGGCUUGCCUGCCAGCCAGCCAAUGCCUUCAUUUCUUUCCCUGGCUGCACAAGCACUGGCAGGCUACCUCCUCCCUCUGUUCCUCCUUGCGCCAAGCGGGACCGUGCCGCAGCGAGCCUAUCGUAGGAGUGAGCACUCCACCUGGCGUGGCACCGCCCACCUAGCCUUGCCAGGAAGAGGCAGAAGCUGUUGCAAGGUGAUGCCAAACAUCUCUGACCAGCAACUGCCUUCUUCCUCCCCGCCUCUUUUCUGACAUCUUAAUAUACCGCCAUACCGCGAAGUUUAGCUAGCAGGAUAUUACGAUGUUGGAAAGCAGAUAUCACCCAGCCCUAGUGUAGGGAAAAUCUAGCGCUAGCUAACUUGUUUAAUAAUAAUAAUAAUAAUAAUAAUAAUAAUAAUAAUUUAUUAUUUAUACCCUGCCUAUCUGGCUGGGUUUCCCCAGCCACUCUGGUCUGGGCAAGAGUUUUAGAUUUGUAGCCUGGCUCAUCAAAAGGCUUUGGGAAGGGACAUCUUUUCAUACUAUUAAACAAGAAUCAUGUUCUGGGAGCCCACAUUCUAAACGAGUGAAAGCCAAGAUGUCCAACUUCUUGGCUGUGGCUCUACUAUAAAUAACUCACAACUUGUCAGCUCGCCCCAGUUCCAGCCUCCUCCUGCUACAAUAUAGAAAGAGAUAAAUGCCCAUUUAGUUAUCCCUUAAUUGUGAUAACUCUUCUCCCACUCGCUUCAAAUACUUCUGUAUUGGGAAGGCAAAGUUGAUAUAGACCCUCCGCUGGGACCAGUUAGUUCAGCCAGCCAGAACAAACAUUAUUUAGUUUAGAUUAACUUGCCCAGUCAAGAGGGCUCUGUACAGGUAUCAGCGCUUGAAAUAAAACCAAUACAUAAAAUAAAAUUGCCUCCUUGCUUGCCUCCCCUCCUGCUGUCUCUCCUUUUCUCCAGUCAGUUGGAAAUGCCUUUGCUAAAUCCAUCUUUCUCCAAUUGCUGUGAUCACAAUAUCCUUUUCCGUCAGCUCUCUGUACUUUGGCUACUCCUCACAGAUCUGCUGCUUCAAUCCUUCCACGUAUCUCCCUGAACCUGGAAGUUCUUGCUGCCAAAUGAAUUGUGGUGGGUAACCACCACUGAGAGGUUGUGAAAUAACCUUACCUGGGAGACUUGCCUGGUGUCAUGGUCUUUUCUGGGCCAGGUGAAGACCUCUUUGUUCAUCCAGACCUUUAAAUACCUUAGCCUCAGGCUCUUUUUCAAACACUGUUUUAAUUUGGAAUGUGUCUGCUGUCCUUUCGGUGUGGUAUUUAUGUAGGUCAUCCGACUUAAUUGUUUUAUUUUCCUUUAUAUUUAUUUACUUGGAAUGCCAGUUGAUUUUUUACUUAUUUAUUGUAAAGUGCCCAGACUACUUUUUAUGUUAUAGGGUGUCAUAUAGGGGUGUGUGUAUAUUUUCUCCACCUCUUUCACUUUCUCUACAUCAGCGGUUCUCAACCUGUGGGUCCCCAGAUGUUGUUGGACUACAACUCCCUUCAUCCCUGAGCUCUGGCCUUGCUAGCUAGGGGUGAUGAGUUGUAGUUCAACAACAUCUGGGGACCCGCGGGUUGAGAAAGUCUGCUCUAUGUAGUCUACUAGUUACUCCAGGGGUCAGCAAGGUUUACCUCGCCUGGGCUGGUUCACUCCAGCAGAGAUCCCUCUGUAGGCCAGAUCGCGCACAUGCCCAUGAUUUCUGGCACUGUGGAAGCAAAUCCCUGUGCCGCGUUGCACCGGUUUAGCACAGCGCGCAGGCACUCACUGAGCGGGCGGCUUGGUUCGGGGGCGGCUCGUGGGCCAUUUAAACAACCCCCGUGGGCCACUUGUGGCCAGUGAUCCUUAGGUUGCCGACCCCUGAGUUACUCUUUGCUUUUUCCUCUCUGUUCCUUCUUCCAUUCUGUUCCCUAUGCUUCCUGCACCUCCUUCAUGCAACUCCUUCAUCUCCCUUCAUUGACUGCUCUAGCAAACCUCUUUCUCAAUCACAGUUUCUCCAUCCGUAACCUCUCCCUUCCUCCUCUGUCUUGUCGAACACAUAAUGGAGUGUAAGGUCUUUUGUCAAGGUAACCACAGAAGCACGGACUCUGAAUCAAUGUGCAGUGGUAGUAAUAGGUCAUAGCUCUUCUGCAGAUGGAAAAGAAGUAGAAAUACUCAUAUGUAGCUUGCAAAAAGUGAGUUGGCUAAACGCUGCAAAAUAAGUUAGCAUGGCUAAAGGGAAAGAACUUGUGUCAAAGUCUGAACACAAGUAGGCACUAGAGAGUUGCUGUGCUUAGUUCAGAAGAAGAGCAGCAGGUUGUCCUGAAUUGAGACAUUUUGGGAAACAGCUGAAAUACUGGAGCCUUGCAGGCGAACACUUGGAGUUCUCAUCUGAGGGUAUAAAUUAAAUAUCCAUUAGGCUGCAUUCUUUUUUUUUAGCCAUGUUUAAUGAUGGUUGAUGAAAACCCUGCAAAACUGCAGGGCUUGUGAAGGACGUUUGCUUUCUUAAGCUGGAGCAACAUGUGGCUGUUAUAAUAUUUUGCUAAUUAGUUAUAAAAAUAUACAAAAGAAGAAGAAUGGGAGUGGGGGAACUACACAUUGUCACCAGGUCGUGUUUUCAAGCCCCAGCUGCCUCUCUUUCUCUUUUUCGGAGUAGUAUUGAGAGAGAGUGUGUGAUUUGUACAGAAGUAGUUGUAGAUAGGAGUGGGAGUGCUUAACCCUUUCCCAUGCCCACCACUUUUGCAAUCUCCCUGUCUCCAGUGAUGAGUGUGGGAAGGCUUGAGCCCAUCUUUCCCCUUUUAUUCCCUGCAAGCUGAUCACGACCUGCCAGCAUUUUUCAGGGGAGAAGUGGCACUGACAGUUUGGGAAGAUGCCAUAUUUGCAUCUAGGUAUUUGAGGCAGGUAUCCAAUUUCUCCAUGCUCACACGUUUUAAAGGGGGAAAGCUGUGAUUUAUAUAUGCAUGUACCUGGACCUGGCACAUGGUAUCACAUGCACAUCUGAAUUGUACUUGAGCAUCAUUAACCAAGUUAAAACAGUUGCUUAAGAGGAAUGCCUCAGAUGUUCAUCUUUGUGAAUUCUCUCAAAAUGUUCCUGCAUUUGGUCCAUUGUCUUCUAUCUUUACAUAUGAUUAAUAUUACAGUCUUUGACGUGAUUCUUUAUACUUGCUAACAGUGUUUGAAAUUUGCCAGGCGCAUUUUGCACCUGACUAUUGGCCACUUGCGACCAAGUGAAGAUGCCCAGGCUCCAGAAUGGUGCCUGACGUCAGAACCAUCUGGAAGUGCAUGCCUGGGGAUCCUUGGAUCUUGACUGUUUUCACACACUAACAACACAUCCUGUAGAACUCUGUCCAUUAUAUUUUAUCUGCACAAUCAGAACGAAUUUCAGAAACCAAAAAGUUGUAUUGAAAAAUAUGAUUUUCAAGCUGUCUGACCCCAAAAUGGCAACUAGGCAUUCUGUUUUGGUGACUGCAACCCUGGCUUAAGGAGCCAUUUGGCGCCUAGCUUAUAUAUCUCAGUUUUUAACACUGGUUGCUAAGUUGAGUGGCCAGCUAGCCCAAGAUACAGGGAACUUUCUGGACUAUAUGGCUCAUUUAGUUUAGACUUAAUCUUUAAUCAGGAAGCUCUCCUUUUCUAGCUGAUUUGAACUACUAGAAACCCACUUUGGCAAGUGAAUGAGGGGAAGCCCCAUUAUUCCCCCCCCAUUUAAAUGCAUAGAAGCUGUUUUAACAAUCAAUCAAUCAAUCAACAGGCCUCCUACAAGAUUUCAGUGUCACAAAUGUUGAUCAUUCACCUGCCUGAUAUUGGCAACUGAGAGGGCUGUGUAUAGUGGUACCUCAGGUACACUUCAGAUUACAUACGCUUCAGGUUACAGACUCCGCUAACCCAGAAAUAGUGCUUCAGGUUAAGAACUUUGCUUCAGGAUGAGAACAGAAAUCGUGCUACGGCAGCAGCUGGAGGCCCCAUUAGCUAAAGUGGUGCUUCAGGUUAAGAACAGUUUCAGGUUAAGUACGGACCUCCGGAACGAAUUAAGUACUUAACCUGAGGUACCACUGUAUUAGCUACCAAAAAAUCAGUUGCUAGCGUAAAGGUUUAGUUGAGGUUCUUUAUCACUGAAAGAUUAAUAUAGUUGCCUCGUCAACAUACCCAGUUUUCCCAGUAAGUACUUGGAGAACCUGGUGAAGGCCAGUAAUUAAAGGCACACUGUCAAAAAUGAGUGUUUCCUAAGAAAUUGUUAACUUUGGAACUGAUUAUCACUGAACUCACAGAUUACUUAAAUCAGGGUUUCCCACACUGUGGUCCACGCGUUUCAUUCAGGUGGUCUGUGGCUUGUAAAAAUACAAUUCAAGAUCAUAUAGCAUCUGGCAAGUGCACCACAAUUGCUAUAAAAGGCCGAAAAAUUAUUAAGUGGUCCACCCAGACCCUCAGCAAUUUUCAAGCAGUUUAUGGGAAGAAGGUUUGGGAACCACUGACUUAAACGGUGCACAUGCAGCAGUUAUAUAGAUCUUAAUCCCACGUGAUUCCCCAACUGUAGCCUGCAACCUCAGCAACUUUAACUACAGAUGCUUGAUAUAUUGCAACUGAGGAGCUAAUUAACACCCUUUUUGUUGGCCAGGUCCAGAAGAACGUGUGCGCACACGCAGCUUCACAUAUGUGGAUCACUUUAUUACCUUCCAAGACAGCUCUGUGACGCUGAAGUUAAUGUGGCAAUCCCCACAUAAGAGCUUUUCUUAACGUUUGCUGGAGCCAGGCCAACUUCUCGCUCUGAGUCUUGUGUGUUUAAUUUUGGACCCCGCAAUCUCUUUCUUGCCAGAUAGGCGUGUUCCUUAGGGCAUUUGAGCACUUGCUGCUUAUGUUUUACUGUCUUUUCUCUUGAACUGCAGCUUGCCCUAAUAGAGCCUUCAGAUUUUUAUUUCGUAAUAAGAAAUAAGAUACAUACUGCAUGUAGUCUUUCUGGUCAUCUGUAAAGAUCCUUAUUGGGUGUGGAAUGUUAAAAGGAUGCGCUUGUCCUACUGGAGGUUUUUGUGUAACUUCACUUUGCCAAAGGGUACACUUCUGGUAAGAGGUGGUGGAAAGAAUAACUUAUUUGCUGAUGCAUUAAAGAGAGGAAUCUCUCUCUCCUGCUUUGAUUCAAGGCGUCUGCUUCUUUACUCAGUGAUCACAGUGUUACCAGGUCAUGAAUUCUGAAAACAAAAAUACAGUGUUGGGGAACCUUAAAAAUGAAGCUGAUUUUUAAGGGGCCCUAAGACUUAGUCUGUUGCAGAUAACACAACAAACAGGACCAGUGUUAGAAAUUAGCCAAGUGUGUUUUGCGACUGGCGCAGGUCCAAUUGGGACCAUGUGGAGAUCUCAGGGCUGGCAACAGGGGAAAGCAAAAUGUCACUUAGAGAAGGAUCUGAAAUAUUUUUCUUGAACCUUGAAUUAUUGUUUUAUUUGAUGUUUCAAUGUGUUGUGAAUGGCUUUGAGAUUUGUUCUAUAAAAUAUAAAGUGGGAUAGAAAUGAUGAUAAAUAAUUCCACUGCAAACAAAAAAUGGCACUGAGACAUUCCAUUGUGGCAAUCACAACCUAGGUUUAAGGUGCCAUUUGGCAAUUAGAUUAUAUAGCUGAGUUUCUAACACUGAACAUGAAUAUCAUUCCAGAAGUCAAUUGAUUGUAUUUCUUCCCAUUCAAAUGACUUGGCUUACAAACCAUAAAUAACAACAAUAUAAUGGAACAUUACAAAUACAGCAUAAAUCAUAUAAUUAACAAAUCAUCAAAACAAUUGCAAUCUGUGAAACACUAUUAACAAACCAGCAAUUAAAAAAUAAGCUAAACAUCGCAAUUACAGCCUGUCAUAUUAUAUGACUAGCAGAUAAAUAAGAUAUUUACAAAUCUAAUAAAACAAUAUUAACAAAAUAGCAACUAGAAAUAAGUUCAUACAUGCACACUCCCCCCAAUGACUCAUAAUCUUUUACUCUUUUCAGUUUAUUCAACUAAAUAUACACAUCCAUCAUACAGGAGGACCCUGAUCUAAUAGAAAUACCCCCCAGCUGUGUUUCUGCAGGAGAUUUCUCUCCAUGUAAAUAGUAGGUGUGGGGCCCUGAUCCAUUUCAGGGCUGUAGUGAAGUCAAAGCGUUGAAAGUUCAAACGCACGCACACACCAAAUUCCCAAUCCACUUUGGGGAGAUCACUCUGGAAACUUUGCUUUUGAAAGCUGCACCAAGUUCUUUCCAUGAAGUCUGAAAAUAUGUUGGCAAGGCAUGCAUGUUUAGAGUCAAAUGUGCUCCAUGCUGUUACCUUCCAUCUGUCCUUUUGGUUUGGUUCUUUCCGCUUUGCAACUACAUUUGGUUGAGCUGUAUUCCCUGCUGCUCCAAGAAGGGUGAAACAUGGGCAUCUUUUAGCCACCAAGAGCAGCCAAAAGCAUUGCCGCCACCGAACAUCAUAGGUUGCUGCUUCCAUAGGGAUACAGCUAGGUGCCAUUUCACCUUUACCUCUUCUCCCCAUCCCUCUCUUUUUGGUACGUUUGUCUCUCAUUCUCUUUUAGCAACAGCUUUAUACCAAAUUAUAUAGCUCUGGCAGCGCUGAAGAACAGCAUUAACAGCAAUUUUCCUUUCCGGCCUGCUAAGUAAUCCUCCUUAUAAAUGGAGCAGUGUUUUUUCUUUGGCUUCUUUUACAGCUUGACGUUUAAAUUCCUUUUCCUAUUUCAUCAGUGUGCAUCCUUCUCCUAAUUAUACAUCAGAUCUCUUGCUUUUGCCAUACUGGUUCUAUUGUGUCUUUCACAUUAGUGCCUUUGCACCUUCCCAUUAUCUAUGGAAUAUGCUACUUCUCAUUUUUGUGUGAUAUUUUUUUUCUUCCUUCCUGAGUCCCUAACACCUAUCUCUUUUAUUAAAGGUUUCACAUUAGGGGUGAUUUCACUGUCUUUGGUGUGGGCGGUCCCCAGAUCCAUUUGUCUCUGCUAAUGUUGUUUAGGUCCAGCCAACCGUGUUCUCUAGAUAUCAGUGCUUGUUUAUUUGUUUCUGCUCCAUUUCAAAAGCUUUGUCUGAAAAGCCAGCUCUGAAAUGGAAACGGUAGCCAAUUAAAAUCAUGCUCUAAUGUUUAGGCGAUAAUUGCAUCUCCUACAUCCCCACAAUGGUAAACUUACGACACUUAAGUUAGAUUUAUCAUACCUUAGAAAAUGUGGGUUUCUUAAAAUUGUUCAGAACAUGACAUACCUGUAGUCAUUUUACAUGGGUGCACAUUGAGGAGAAGAAAUGUCCUCUGUAUUAAAAAUGGUGACUUUUCCCAAAUGCUGCAGAGCGUCUGCCAGGUAAAGGACCCCUGGACGGUACAGUACAGUCAAAGACGACUAUGGGGUUGCGGCGCUCAUCUCGCUUUCAGGCCAAGAGAGCUGGCCUUUGUCCACAGACAGCUUUCUGGUCAUGUGGCCAGCAUGGCUAAACCACUUCUGGUGCAACAGGACACCGUGACGGAAACCAGAGCGCAUGGAAAUGCCGUUUACUCUUUCCGCCGCAGCAGUACCUAUUUAUCUACUUGCACUGGCAUGCUUUCGAACUGCUAGAUUAGCAGCAGCUGCGACAGAGCAGCGGGAGCUCACCCUGGCGUGGGGAUUCAAACCGCUGACCUUCUGAUCGGCAAGCCCAAGAGGCUGAGUGGUUUAGACCACAGCGCCACCCGCGUCCCUUGCCGGUUAGUGUAAAUAGUACUGAGCUACGUGGACCAACUUCGUUUGUAGAAAAGAUGGCAAAUAGUAUAGAGCGGGAGAAAUGAUAAUCUCUUCAAAGACUGGUUUUCAGGAUCUCUUGGAGAACCUGAAAGGCGAUAAGUUUAGGAGAACUGAAAUAUUACUUCCGUCAAUACAUAAUAAAUCUAUGGAAGCAAGCUUAGAAGAUAUUAUGACACAUAUAAGUUUGGAGUUCACAUUGGCCGUCUGCUAAAAAUCCAAAAUGUGCAUCUAACGCCAGGUAAAGGUAGAACAGGCUUCUCUCCUGGAUAUAGAUUUCAGUAGCUUGACCCACAAGGUGAUGCACAGAAUCCUGUCCUUAUGGGGCAGCAGCCAUUGGGGGCAGAGUCUGCUCUGCUGUAGUCCCAGUGCUGUGGAAUGUGCACCCAGAAAAUUCAUUCUGAAGAUUCAGGCUUUUAAAGUCUGAGUUGCAGUUGUACAGAGUUUGUUUUAAGUAGUGCUGUUCAGUCGGUACUCACAUGAUGGGACAACAAGGGCACAAAGGGGUUGCAGGGCUUUGCCUUUAUUUAGCCCCCUGCCAGUUGUUGAGCAGCUUCUUCCAGCUUUUGUAAGUCCACUGUAACUUGCCCCUCUGCAGACAUUUACCCUGAACUUUUGGAAGGAUUUCUUAAAGGUUUGCUCUGAACUUGUGGAAAGUUGGAAGGCACCACAUGACAGCAGAUGUGGGGCUAAAAGUGUAGCCCUGCUUGUCUUGCCUGUUUCUGUGAGUAAUAACUCAAUAGGGCUGCUGGCUCGGCUAGUUUUGGGAUCAUGGAUUACACUGCUGGUGCUUUAUUUAAGUUUGUAAAUAACUUUGAAGAGGUGUGGGAGCUAAAUGUGUCAGAGGAAUUAAAACCAGGACUUGGAAAGGUAUGCCAUUGCUUCUGAGCACCCCCGUGUUGAAGGAUGACAGACAGUGUUCGAAAUUAGCCAGGCGCCAGGUGCGUUUUGGUACUGGUGCAGUCCAGUUGCGACCAUGUGGAGAUCUCUGGAUGCCAGGUUGGCAACUGGGGAAAACAAAAACUUAGAGAAGGAUCUGAAAUAGUUUCCUUGAAGCUUGAAUUUGUUUUAUUCUGGAUUGCUUUGAUGUUUUGAUAUGUGGUACACCUCUUUGUAAUUUUGUUCUUAAAAAUAUAAAGCAGUAUAGAAAUGGAAAUAACAACCACCACCACCACCACCACCACCACCCAGAGGAAACAGUGCCUAGACAUUCAUUCCAUUGUGGCGACCCCAGCCUAGCUUUAAGGUGCCAUUUGGUAAUUAGAUUAUAGAUUUGAGUUUAUAACAUUGGUGACAAAGUACUGUAGUUAGCCACAAACUACUGAUUUUGCCGCAGUUCCAACCCCACUUAGCUGAGGUUAAGCCCCAUGGAGUUCUUUAGGAUUUAUUUCUGAUUAGACGGGGUUAGGAUUGUGCUGAUAGUUGUUCAUCUUCCUUCUUGCAUAAACUGUUUUACUUUAGGGGAGAAGGGGCUGUGCUGCUGAAAUUGCUUCACCCCAUCUCUGAUAUGCCUCGGCAGCGUGGCAAACAGUGCUCUUGGCGAUUCAAAUGUUGCGUUGCCGCAAGUUCUCUAGAAGAGAAAAAGGGAUUCUGAGGCAUGCAGGAGUAGAGAGAAUUGGUUUUAUCUGCUCUUCUUCGUUUUAUUGGUGAUUCACUUUUACAGAGAUUGUUAUUGACUUUAAAAAUUGUUUUUAUAUUUUUAUUACUGCGAGCUGCCUUGAGUGCUAUGUGCAGAAAGGCAGGAUCUAAAUUGAAAUAAUAAACAACCGCAGGGAGAGGGAGAACUUACCUCUGUCCUUGUCUUCUCUCCCUGCUAGAAGUUGGCCAGAGAAACUUUGACCUCUGGUUAGGAUUCAUCUGUUGAGGUGUUUUCUUCCCCCUUCUCCUUAGCUAUGCUGACAUCUACUCUCUGGGAACAAGCUGCAAAUUUUGGACAGGGCUUGGAAUGCACAGAGGCUUCCGGGCGGGCAUUUGAUAAACAAUUUGGACACCAGGUGUUUGUUAAAAAAGAAGAAGCAGCCAGGGGGACAGGCUGGAAGGUAUGUGGUUGCAUGCCAAGCCACAGAAGUUAAGAGUAGAAAGUCAAGCUGCCUCACCACCCCCUUGUGUAAGCUGCCUUGUCCCAUGUUCUGUCAGUAUUCUGGACUCCGAGAUGCAAAACAACAGCCCUCGCCUCUGGAGAAAUCCAGAGUUGGCUCACAGUUAAAGCAGAGUCACCAGCACUUUGUGCACAACUGUCAAACUUGUUUCCCCACCAAAUAAAAUAAAGUGCUCAGUAAAAACCUGGAGAGAGAACUUGGUGGAUCCGGUUGCCCUGCUGAUUGUAUCUUCCUGAAACCUGUGAUUAUGGGUGUCUGUCUAGCCAUGAGAAGCCCAGAAUAAGAACUGCCCCAUGACUACUGGGGAGCUGGGAAAUAAGACAGAUACAUUGGUACCUCGGUUUUCGAACGUCUCAGAAGUAAAACGUUUCGGUUUUCGAAUGCCGAAAACCCAAAAGUAAAUGCUUCGGUUUUCAAACUCAGAAGUCGAACAUGCUACACGGCUUCCGCUCAGUGCAAGAUCCUAGCUGUUGGCUAUUGGGGUUUCGGUUUUCGAACAUUUUGGAAGUUGAACGGUCUUCCGGAACGAAUUACGUUCGAAAACCACUGUAUUCUGAGACCCAUCUAGAAUUUAACACUCUGAUUUUCUUUAUGUACACCACCUCAACACUGUAGCCAUGCUCUUUGAUUUCAUUCAUUACGUUUUGGUUUUAACUGAGAUUUUGUUUACCGCAUAGAUGCACUUACUGUUUUAGUUUUCAGUUUAGAAAUGAAUAGAAUAAAAAUGUUCCGUAACCCAGAAUUCCGCCCACUCCACCAGUCUUCUGUGGCUACUCAGUACCAAUGAAGAGGUACUCUGCACAUAUUCAUACAAACACUCCCUUUCACCAAUCCUGUGUUGCAAAGGAAAGAAAAAUCCUAGCAAACAUAUCUGUCUAUGCUCAGGCUGAUCAUUCAGAAUGUGACCAGUCUCUCUGUGCUUGAGAAUGAAAGCGAAGGAUCACUUGUUUGUUUUUAACCCCCUUCCCCUCCCCCCCAAAAUUGCUCGUGCAAAUACAGUACUUCACGGAUUGCUCUGAUAAUGUAGAUAGGCUUCAGAAUACUAGGAUCUGAAAGAAAUAACGACAAUGGAAACUAUUCAGAGAGAAGCAUGCUUCCAGCAUACAAAACUGCCCAUAUGAGCUCUAGAUAAAAUCACUGACACCACCAAUUAAAGGAUCAUGGGUAGGAAGUGGAAGAGGAGAGUUUGACUGAACUUUUGAGGAACAGCUCACAGCAGCAGACCAGUGAUACAACUCUGCGGAAGACAUCUCUGUUGUUUUCAGAACAUUCAGCGCAAAAUGAAGCACCAAAGUUUUUUUCCCCCCUGGUGUCAAAGCAGAUCACUAUAAAUAAACCUAGGAAUACAUGGCUGUUCACAGCUAUCUUAAUUGUAAGGAUAUAAAAUAUUACGCUGCUGGAUCCGACCUAAGGAUCCCUGUUUCUAAGUGCGGCAGCUAGGUGCCCUUAGGAAGUUAACAAGCAGGUCAUGGUGGACAUAACUAUACUUACCCCCAUCUCCAGCCUCUGGUUGUUGGAUGCACGCCUUUGAAUAUCACAGUUCUAUUUAGCUGUUGAGACACCUGUUGUCCGUUAAUCUGUUUUAAAGCCACCUUCUCUCGUGGUCAUCACUGGAUUUUGUGGCACUCAAUUCCACAAGUUAAUUUGGGAUGAAGUAGGACUUCCAUUUAUUGUGAACCUUCAUUGGAAGGAUCCAGAGUUUGGGUCUUUUGGAAGAGAGGAAUUUCUCUUCUUUAGGGUUUUAUAUACUUCUUUCAUGCGCUCCCAGGGUCACGUUUUCUGGAUUUAAAAAGCCUCUUUUGUACAUUUUCUAGUUUCAUGAUACUAUUUUUAUGAUUCAGCUGCCAGCAUAGUGCACAUAAUGGACUAAUUUGAACAAUACAGUAAUAUCUUAAUGAGCCAAGAGAUGAACAAGCAUUAUGGGGGUGCAUGCUGCCUUUCUCAUCUUCCUUCCAUUGCAGGGAAGCAAGCAAACCAGGAAACCUUCUGUGAUCUGUAGUUUCCCGUUUCAUCUAAACUGGGAAACAGUUGAAAUAAAUAAAAAAAUUGUCCAGUAGGACCUUAGAAACAACUAAAUUUGUUCUGGGUAUGUGCAUGCACACGAAAGCUUAUACCCAGAACAAACUUAGUUGGCAUCUAAGGUGGUACUGGACAAUUUUUUUAUUUAUUUCGACUACGUCAGACCAACAGGGCUACCUACCUGAAUCUGGGAAACAGUUGUUAGGUGUUUCAGAACAAGCCAGGCUAUGAAGGCACAGUUUUAAGUUGGCUUCAUAUUCUGGCCAUUAACCAUCUUUUCCCAGUUUGGAUGAACUGCGAAACUAUAGAUAAUGGAAGACUUUCUGGUUUCCUUACACAAAGAAAGAAGCAAAGGGGCCAGUGGCAUGGCCAAAAAGCUCAUUCAUAUCUCACCUUUAUGAGUCAAAUAAAUAUAGCCUAUGGCUCUGUACACACACCUGUUUACUCUGCAUGCAGUAUGCUUCUGCUGCUGAUUUGGGAAUUGGUGUGCGCACAACAUCAUUUGCAAUUCAUACCUGCAGUUUCUUACAAAAUAAUGCAUUGUGAUGCAUUCACCCCCCAACCCAGCUUCAGUCUGAGUUGAGAAAAGGGGACUGUGUACGUAUCACUGGUUUAAAAGGCAGGUAGGUGAUUCUUUUUUUCAAUUCGGAACCAAGGUGAUUUGUGGGGAAACAUCAAAACUCAGUACUUCAUAAGAAACAAUGAAAUAGAUAUAGGAUGGAUUGUGGUUAACAUUGUGCGGACACCGCUUCCAAACCAACAGUGGGAGCAUAAUAUAUGCAAACAGCAGUAUGUACGCAGCCUAAAUAUCCUCAUCUUCCUUCAUUUCUCCCUUUCUCCCUUUUUCUCAUUUAACACUUUUGCUGCCUCUGACUGGUUUCCUGCUUUUCAAGAAUUUAAAGGGGUUUUUGUUUUUUAGUGUUUUAUAGCUUUGGACAUUUGCAGCUUAAAUAACUUCCUUAUUGUCAUUUCUUAUCUGGUUUGCCAGAAUUUGUGCUUAAAAACAAAAAAAGAUUCUUCAUGUAUACAAUAAAGCAACCUUCUAUCCAUUCAUCUACUUAACCGGCAAACUUUUGGCCUUGUUUGUGUCUUUUCUUUUCUAUGUCGUUUAAGUCUCGAUUAGGUUGUUUGUAAAUAACCUCUAAGCCUUCUGCAGAGAUUCGAUCCUCUUAAUUAUACCUUUCAGCUUCCUUUUACCUUAACACGUCUUCUCCUUGUCGGUUUCUUGACUUUGUUCCAAGGCACGGUUGUUUGUUUUGCCUGGACAGUUUUGUGUCUCCUUUCAUGAUCCAAAAUUGCAUUUACCCAACUAAUUUGAGCGUUGUUGAAGUCCUCCAGUAUUAUUAAUAGUCAUUAGCUGCAUCUCUGUUUUAUCAUAAUCAGAGUUUGUCAGCAGGGCAAUACUGUACCCUUACCUUUUUCAUCUUUUACUGUACCCUAAGUAUUACAGGCUCUCUUUUUUGGUCAGUAGAAGAUUUGCCUUGAAGGUAGUUUAUAAAUUGCAGCGGAACAGGAAAUCUGCACACUUUCUUUUUUCUUUUUUUUGUAAUAUUUUUAUUGAUUUUCCAUCAAAAAAUACAUAUAACACCAUAUCAAAACUUUCACAAAUUUUCUCUUUUGGACUUCCUUCAGCUUCUCUGACAAUCAUCCAAUUUUAGCUUUUUUAAUUACACAUUUCCUAAAUUUACUAUUGCCUUUUGACAUACCCUUCCAGAUCUAUUUUUCUUUUUUACAAUACUUCUCAAACUUUUACAGAGCUUCUUGAAAUGCUACUAGCGUUAUUCUCUCAUCACUUAUACAUUCCAGAUAAUCUACAAACUGCACACUUUCUUGGUUAGCCACCCAAAAUUUGUGGUUUCUGUCAAUUCCGUCUGCCCUCCUAGCUCAGGGGAGGCAUGGAGGUUGCUCCCUGCAGUUCUGCCGGCCUUUGAAAGCAUUUGGACCAGCUAGAAGUUUUGCUACUUCCAGUUGUCUCUGAAGACCACUGUGAGGUCCCAGAUGAGCUUCUGCUGCUCAUCGCUCAGUUUGCUCUCAUCACAGACUUUCUCUCCAAGUAAAAGAGAUGCUUUCUGCUGACAAGUGCAUUUGUGGACCCCUGAUUAGAAACUUUAAAAUGUACAAGCGUUAUUUGGGGUGUGGGUGGAGAAAUUCAGCUUUACCUUUGGAUUUUUCUUUGUUCAAAUUUCUAGGCAUUCUAGUGAGCAAGGACUUUUCUUUCCCUCUGCGUUUGGGAAUUUAGGAAUCACUUUUAAUAAAUAAAAUUCUUUUAAGCAAUAAUAAAAAAACCUGAAGCAGUAGUCCAAAUUCCUGGAUGUCAGCAAAACAUUCUUAGGAACCUAGCUAUCAAACAUAUCUGUUGUUGUUUUCAGCGAUCUUCAGCCUGAAAUAGGUGACCAUGUAAUUGAAGAAGGGAAAUGAACCAUCGAGAGGAAAUUCAUUGGAGAGCUUCUGUGAAAUGCUUAGGAUAUAACUCAUGGCUGUGAUCUGUGUGCAGCACUGAGGGCCAUGUCAGAAAUAUUAGCAGGAGGCCAGCUCGUCUGCCAGAAGUGUCCACCCACAUAGUGCAACAGCAGUUUGGUCAGGAUGGUGAAAUUCCCCUGGCCACUAGAUGCUGAUUGGUGCCAAGGGCUUGGACAUAUUUUUUUCCAGUUCUGCUUACUUGGAUAGUGGAGUCAGUCCAAUACUUCCUUCUGCCUAUGGGAGAUGCACAGUGUCCUCCUAACAAAUGCUUGCACAUCUUAAUGGAAGCCCGACUUAGACACCUUGAUAAUUUCUCUCUCUCUCUCUCUCUCUCUCUCAUGUCAUGGGCUUCAAUUAAAGAAGAAACUCUAAAAGCCAGGCAAGUCUUUAAUAACAUUGUGAUCAAAUGCAAAAAUCUUACAGUCUUUUAGAUGUAACUCUCUCUAAGUGGUCGUUGGUUCCAGUUGGGGCUGGUAGGGCAGAAGACAAGCGUAAGUGCAGCCAGAACGGAUGGCAGCAGAUCCAACUAAUUCGUUUUGUUGCCAUCCUCUUCCUUGCCAAGUUCUACAAGGCCAGUACUGAAACCAAAGUGGAAGAAACUUAGACUGAUAGUAUGUAAGCAGAUUGGCUGAGAGCAGACUUCCAUUUGUCCUAAUGGGCCAUCUUCCACUGCUCCCUCCUCUGUUCAGAUUGUUCUCCUUCUCAUACAACCUGUUGCUAGUCCCUAAAGCCACAUCUCCCUUCCAGCUUCCUAGCGCAUCUCACCCACCCAAAUUUGCCAAAAGUGCUAAUGGAACAGAUGAGGGGGGCUUAUUCCUUCCAUGGUCGUCUCUACUGUACAGUCCUAGAGCCAUGGCAUUCACACUGGCAUGGGGGUGUGUGUUCUCUACUGACAUAAUCAGUGCUUUUCCUGAGAUCAUGCAACACAAGCCACGUCAUAGCCCCCUCUAUAAUCUGGAGGAAUUCUGGACAUUUGCAUGACAUUUUUUAUUAUCCUGCUGGCAGCAGGUCUUAAUUUGAGCCCCAGAACUAGUUUCAACGUCAGGCUUUGCUUUGUACCUUUUGUGUCUGCAGUUGUUACCUUAUGCAAGUAUAGGGAGUAGCAAGGACCCUGUGAGCAGUCCCAGCUCCUGUUCUACAGGAUCUAUCCUUUAUGUAUUACAUUUGUGUCUCUAGCAAGGAGCUCCAGUUGGCAUGCUUGGUUCUCCCUGCUCCUGUUUUCUCCUGUUAGGCUGAGAGAGUGUGUGUCUGGCCCGAGGGCUCCAAGUGGGCUUCCUAGCUGAGUGGGAAUUUGAAUCCUUGUCUCCCAGAUUCUAGACUGGCAUUCCAUCUGCUCCCCAACACCGCUUCUCGAUAUAAUCAAAUCCAGGAAGAAUCCACCUGCUUUGCAUUUUGGCCUCAUUCAGGCGAAUGUCAGCAUUUCAGAUUGGCUUUGUGUGUCUACCCGACCUGGCCACAGUGAUCCAUGCGACUCAUCUCCAGGCUUGACUAUUGUAAUUCGCUCUACGCGGGGCUGCCCUUGAAGCUGACCCAGAAACUCCAGAGGGUGCAGAAUGCUGCAGCGAGGCUCCUCACGGGGUCUCUGCCAUGGGAGCAUAUUCACCCAGUGCUUUUCAAACUACACUGGCUCCCGGUAGAGUACAGGGUCAGAUUUAAGGUGCUGCUUUUGACCUUUAAAGCCCUUCACGGCCUAGGACCCUCGUACCUACGGGACCGCCUCUCCCGGUAUGACCCACGGAGAGCCUCAAGGUCCAUAAAUAGCAACACCCUAGUGGUCCCGGGCCCUAAGGAAGUUAGAUUGGCUUCAACCAGAGCCAGGGCCUUUUCAACUCUGGCUCCGGCCUGGUGGAACGCUCUGCCUCAUGAGACCAGGGCCCUGCAGGAUCUGAUUUCUUUCCGCAGGGCCUGUAAGACAGAGUUGUUCCGCCUGGCCUUUGGCUUGGAGCCAAUUUGAUUCCCUCCCCCUCUUUCUUUUUUCCUUUCCUUCUCCUCCUGCAAUGAGGCUACAUUUUAAUAUUUUAAUGUUUCAAUAUUUUAAUGUUGUACUUUAAUUUUGUUUUUAAGUUGUAAUCAUUCAACUUGUUUUUAUUAUUGCUUGUAAGCCGCUCUGAGCCCGGCCUUGGCUGGGGAGGGCGGGGUAUAAAUAAAAAUUAUUAUUAUUAUUAUUACAAUAAGUACACACAUUAGUUCUUGGUUUGUCUUGCCUAGCGGGUUGUUAGGAGUUGACAUUGGAGUCUGAAUCCCUAUUAUUGUUGGGACUUGGUUGGGGAAAUUUCAGGAGCCUGCAAGAUUGAUUUCAGCUGCCCAUUUCCAACCCCUGUUGGGUUCUUGCUGCUCUUGCCGCCCUCCCCACCCACCGCCAGGCACUUAGUGGGAGUGGGAGGAAUGCCUGAGCCUGCACAGGUUUCCCUUCCCUCAUCUCACAGCAAGCUUUCAUGGAUCUUGUGGUGUCCUAAGGGUGCGUAAAAACCUAGGAAGCUUCUGCUUAUGGAGAGUCCUGCACAGCAGGAUUCAAAUUAAUGGCUCAUUCCAAGUAAUAAUUUGAUGCCCUGGCAUGGCAGUGUGUGAAAUCUUCUUUUCAGAGAGUGAAGCAGCGUGGCGGGUAAUCUCUCUGUGCCAGGCUAAUCUCAAUAUCUGCUGUGUUUCUGAAAGCUUUGUUGCCUUUUGAAAAAUCUAUUUAAUUUUCUCUUGGUGAUUCAGAACUGUGUUGAUAAUACUCUUAUCAGCUUGCUUUAAGCCAGAUGUGUAUGGUAUGUGCAGAUUUGUCUGUUUUGUGAUGGAUUUUUUUUUUAACACCUUCUGUUGGUUACGUCUUACUUUUCUUUCCACAUUGCUGGGAUUCACUACCCCCCCUUUCUGUUUUAACACGGUGUGUGUGUGUCUCUGUGUGUGUGUCUAUAGUUUGCAAUGGGGGUACGCAGUUGACAAUUCUCGGUUUUCCUUCCCCAGACACUCAGGAUAACCCACCUUCCUCUUUGGGACAAGUGUCCUUAGUGUAGGAUGUAAUUUGGGGCAAGAAGCUGGAUUGGUAGAUGGAGCAGCAACUUAGGAAAGAAGAUGAGAGUUGGUUAGCUCAGGGUGGCUAUAUGGAAUACAGUUGUACCUUGGAAGUCGAACGGAAUCCGUUCUGGAAGUCCGAUCGGGUUCCAAAACGUUUGGAAAUCAAAUGGCAGCUUCUGAUUGGCUGCAGGAAGCUCCUGCAGCCAAGCGGAAGCCCCGACAGACAAUCGGGUUCCAAAGAACGUUUGCAAACUGGAACACCCACUUGUGGGUUUGCUGCAUUCGGGAGCCAAAACGUCUGAGUACCAAGGCGUUCGGGAUCCAAGGUGCAGGACUUGAGAGCCACAGACAGGAGAGUCGGAUUCUGAUCUGGAAACCUGGCCUCAUACCCCAUUUCUCCAUGGGAUCCCAGAUGUGGCCUUGGGCAAUCUGUUAAAAUGGAAAUAACAGUGACCCGCUUCACAAGGUAGUUAUGUUUCGAAACACUUGGUGAAUAGAAAAUGCUAUAUAAAUGGAAUCUGGGACUUGAAAUCACUUCGUAUUCAACUAUACAGUUUUAGACUUGGCCAAUCUAGAGAGAGGCAAGCUGUUUUGGAUGGGGUUGCAUUGCGUUGUUCUUGGAAGAGUUGGGUGCAUACUAUGGGGUACCCUGGUGGCUUAUGUGGCCAGGAGUUCCUUUUCCCAACUUCGGCCUGGUGGUGUGAAGGACUUUGCUUCCCUCCCUUCCCGUGGCCAACUUCUGACUAAAAAACCAUGCCCCAAAUAUGCCCCUAGACCUUUAUAAACACAAAAAUCUGUGCCAUUCCAUAUCCAAAGGUGGAUCUUGUCGUCCCUCCCUUACACACACAAACAAACACAGAUGACUCUGCAAAAUGUUGGUUAAACUAUGUGCAGAAUCAAACAGAAGACAUUGCCACUUCAGACUUCCUGACUGGAGCAUCUGAAUUCCCUGCUCUUAGAAUUUCCCAUUAUUUGCGAAAAUGCAGUGAUUGCCUCUAAAGCCCAAAUCACGUAUAAUCAUGGCUAAGUUGCAAAUAUUAAUUUCAGUGGGUCUGCUUUGAGUAAAACUUAGUUUAACACCACCAACUGUAUUGUUUAGUUCUUAUUACGCUUUAUGUUAUAAUUAUGCAUCUAUAAUCUUAGCUGUAUUGUGAGUUGCUUUAUGAAUGCUUUUCUGCUUCAGAAGUGGGAUGUAAAAACUACUAGCAGUAACAAAAAAUAUAGACCACAAGAGGGAUUAUUUCCUGUGUGUCUUCUGUAAGUAUUUACCUAUAGAAUUAUCAUUAUCAUUAUUAUUAUUACUUUCCCGUCCUUCUGGCAAGGUUUCCCCAGCCACUCUAGAGGAUAUUUGUAUAAAAUAUAUACCAUUUUUCAACCUUAGCAAUUCUCGGAACAGUUCACACUAAUCCAGUCAGAUUUAUAGGCUAGUGAUGUUACCUUCAUAGCAACACUAGGCACAUACCACAUGGCAAAUUUAGUAGCCCUCACCACUGAACAUGCAGGCAGAUAGUUUUAUGGAAAUGUGGGAGAGGCUUCAGAAAGCCACACAUUUGAAAUCUGAGCCUUCGGCAUUCUUUCUCUUUCAGCUUUGACUCUGCGCUUUGUCUUUGCGGUUCUCUGAGCUGGGAUUCCACGUUACAUGUAAGCUGGUAUUUUAGGAAACUACAGUGGCCUGGUUUCUAUGCCCUUUUAAAAUGUGAAGGGUUUUUUUGGAGGGGGGAAGCAUUAUUGGGUUGUUGUUUUUAUUUUGAUUACGUAUUUUGUGGUUUUAUAUUUUGAUUUUAUUCUGUGAACCACCCUGAGACCUCGGGGUAUAGGGCGGUAUACAAAUUCAGUUUAAUAAUAAUGCCAUGGGAAGCCAAACUGUGGAUUACCACAAGUAAGCAAGCAAAAGGGGGUUUGCUUGGAUAGACACAAGCCACAGGUUGUGAUUUGCACAUAAUGCUAAGCCAGCCCUCUGGUUUCCUUCUUUCCGGCGUGACACAGGAAAGAAUGGGUGUGUGCAAUCUGAGCAGUGUGCACCGGCACCACUUGCCCCUUUCAUAAGCCAUAGGUGCAGUGUGCAUGUUGUGCUAGGCCAUUCUUAAACCACGACUUAUUUAACAGUUGUUUAUUGCACCAACCAGACGUCAUUUUCUGCAGGCAAAAGUAACUACAGUGGUAGCUCGGGUUACAUACGCUUCAGGUUACAGACUCCGUUAACCCUGAAAUAGUACCUCGGGUUAAGAACUUUGCUUCAGGAUGAGAACAGAAAUCGUGCGGCGGCAGCGGGAGGCCCCAUCAGCUAAAGUGGUGCUUCAGGUUAAGAACAGUUUCAGGUUAAGAACAGACCUCCAGAACGAAUUAAGUUCUUAACCCGAGGUACCACUGUACUGAUAACAACACAUACGUAACAGGCUGUAUGUAACUAUAUAAAUUCUUUUUAAAUGCAAUUCAACAUAUCAUAUCAAAAUAUAUGGUUCUAUAGACCAACUUAUCAUAUAAAGAAAACAUAUUACAGUAUGAGAAAGUCCAGCAGACUGAUCAGGAAAUACAAUCUAUUCAGUUCUUAUAUUGGCAAUAUCCACGGUGUGGAAUUCUUAUAUCAAGCUUGUCGUGUUCCACACGAAGAUGCUUUAAAGAAUUCUAGCAUUCCUUGUAUGCAGGUAUCAGACAAAAAACUUGGAAGAAUGGCACAUGCAGAAAAUAAGACAAGGAUUCCAGGAUAAUUCCUUGUUUCGCCCAACCAGGCUUCGUCAGCCGUGCAUACUCUGGAUUAUAUAGACAAACAUAAUGUGAUGUGAAAUGCAAAAGUAACUACGGCUUGUCUUGUCAUACUCUGCCCACCCUCAGCUGCCUCUCUGCUUUACAUCCCUUAAGUCUGUUGUUUCUCAUAGACCGGCAUCGCCUCACAGUGUCACCAUUUCCCUUCCUAUUAGUUGGCUGUGAGAGCGAGGGUGUGGAAAUCUCUGUGAUCUUCAGUGCAGCUGCCAUUAAGCAGCUGCUCUCCCCUUCCAUUCUCCCAAUAAACAAAUGCCCCUACUCCUUUGCAGCUUUUAGUUUUUCAAACCCCUUUCUUCCCCUGUACAACCAUGCUUUUUUGUUUUCCUUUCCCCAACCAACAAUCAAGUGUCAUAAUGAAUUUAUGCUUUGCGCUUAGUAAGGACUCUGCUGCUGAAAGACUGCUUUUACUAAUGCAAACUUUAAGUCGUUUCACCUGUUAGCUGGCUUGAAUUUCAGGAUCCAAACCUGAAGUUUUAAACCCUACUCCCCCCCCCCCUCAAUAGACACUCUUCUGUACUUUGCUAUCAAAGCGCAAAGUCGCAGGGAACCUUUAGCUACGUGGGGAAAGUGCAUUUGUUUGGAAACAGAAAUUUGCCGCCCCUCUGUAUCUUAACCCUCUGACCCCUACAAUUUCUGUUUCUCUGUGUUAAAAUGCACAGCUUUUCCAGCUGCUAAAAAGUCUGGUAAAAUCCCAACCCUGCUUAGCUGCCCAGCUCUGCAGAGGUGUGAACAUCGGCCUGUUUGAAGCGCCCACCCUAGCAGCACAAACGCGACUCUCCAAAGGUCUUUGUGCAGGAAAGUUACUUGGAAAUCGGAUGAGACACGUGCAGCUUAAAAAACUUUAGCAGCAGGUGUUGCGGGGGGACUGCAGGUGUGGUUGUCAAUGGUGUGUGUGUUGCAGAGUUAGCGGCAAUGUUGGCUUCAGGGACAGUGCCAAUGAAGAGGAUCUGAGCAUGGAGAGAGGCUUUAAUUUCCAGUCACUCUUGCCUGAUGUCUCUGUCACUUGGUGUGCUGUUUGGGCAGGGUGAUAAAAGAGACCACGUGCUAUGGGUUAAGGAGGAGCCUGGGUUAGCAUGUGCUAAGCCAUAACUAAGUUAAGUAAGCCAGCAACAAAUAAUGGUUUAUUUUCCUGAACAGAACAUAGUUAAGGUACUGUGCUGGGUUCAGUCAUAAGCCUUGGUUAAUGUUUAUUUAAACCGUGGUUUCAUUUCACCUGAGAAUCAGGUCAUAGGUUGCCUGUCGCGCAAGCCCCAAGCAUUACGUUCCAACUAGGGAUGCUUGAGAAAUUAGAAAUUUGCCUGUUCCAGUAUGACCUGACCUGUAUCUCUUGGACCAAUGUGUUGAUUGGAACUUAGUUACCCACUGGCAUUUGCAAUUCUUACAUGUUCUGAAACAGUUUUUGACUUCUUCUUUUUAAGUGUUUAAAAAAAGUUUAAAGUGUUUAUUUGAGAGAAAAUUUAGAAAUGUGUAGUUUAAAUGUAUUAUUUUGUGGAUUUCAAAACAUGCAGCUUUACUUUAAAAAAAUGAAGGGAUCUGUUUAUAGCUAAGCACUUGAACCUGUACCCUAUGCUGAGACCAGCAGCCUGUUCCCCUGCUUGGAAAAAGAGUUAUUAGGCAGAUACUUGGCAGGUAGGUCUAUGAAUAGCUUUUAGGUGUUGAUCACUAAAAAAUGGAAACCUCGUGGCCUCUGCUCACCAGAUUCUGGAGUAACCAUUGCUCCACGUCUUCUAAGACAUAUGGGGGAACCGUUGGUGCUCCACGUGUUACUGAACUACAACUCCCAUCAACCCCAGUGAGCAUGGCCAGUGUUGAGGGAUAAUGGGAGUUGUAGUUUAUGGGAUAAUGGGAGUUGCAGCAUCUGGAAGGCCACAAGUUUCCCACACCGGCUCCAGAGGCAAAGUGAAACUUCCCUUUGACCCACCACAGUCAUUUCUUAGCAGUGGUUUUUAAUAAAUAUUUUUUUAUAUAUAAAAAAAUACCAUUCACACGAAAGCUUAUACCCAGAACAAACUUAGUUGGUCUCUAAGGUGCUACUGGACAGUUUUUUAUUUUUAUUUUAUUUAUUUCGACUGUGUCAGACCAACACAGCUACCUACCUGAAUUUUUAAUCUUUCAUCCCUAGUUCAAGUUGCCUGAUUUCUGUGUGUAGAGAGUGCCCAGCUGUGGCAUUAUUGCACUUUUGCCCCACCCUGUCAGCCGGGAUAGCUCUGUUGGUAUAGCAUGAGAAUCUUAAACAGGCAUAGGCAAACUCUGCCCUCCAGAUGUUUUGGGACUACAACUCCCAUCAUCCCCAGCUAACAUGACCAGUGGUCAGGAAUGAUGGGAGUUGUAGUCCCAAAACAUCUGGAGGGCUGAAUUUGCCUAUGCCCGCUCUUAAUCUUAGGGUCGUGGGUUUGAGCCCCACGAUGGGUGAAAGUUUCCUGCAUUGCAGGGGGUUGGACUAGAUGACCCUCGUCGCCCCUUCCAAUGUUCUAUGAUUCUGUGAUUCUUUCAUCAGGUUGCUCAGAGUUGUACUUCUCUGCCCUCCCCCCCAUUUUCAUCUCACACCAAUGCUUUGAGAUGGAAGGGGAAGUGGCGGAGGUUUGGGGGCACCCAGUGAGCCUCAUGAAUUAUACUUGAGAGUGGAUUUGAACUCGGCUCACCUGAAACCUUGUUCAGCACUCCGACCACUGUGCAGCACUGCCUAAACACUGCAGCAUAUGUGACGGCAGCUAAAGCAACUGCUGCUGACAUAAGUGAAUAAAAGCUGGGCUUCAGUAGUGCUUUGGCUUGUUGGCAUGGCUAUUGAGAAGUACAUGGCGGUGGGAAAAGUGCUUGGAUUAAAGACCUGCCAGUGGUAGCUCCCAGCAAAAGGGAAAAUGACACUCUGAUGUGCAGGUUUGACCCUUUGCGGGAUGGUGUGAACAAAUUUGUCCAGGUGUUGUGUACAUGAGGCCUGAUACACCCCAACUAGGGUGCUAUAUCAAAACACUGUUGCAGUAGGAAAACAGGCUUAUUCCUUACUUAGCAUGAAGAUUUUUGUAGAGGUAGCAUUCAUCUCAUUACCAGCCUUCUGGAGAGUGCAAAGUGUACAGGAAGGCAAUCGUCUUGGAUCGCUGAUGGUUGUACAUCUGUUAUUUAAGGAGUUUGUGUCAGUUUUUCUACUUAGAAUAGAUAAAGAAUGUGUUUAUAUCUUGGGCACCCUGGAAGGUAGAAAGCAUCUGAAAAUUGUAUCAGAGCUUGGAACUAAUGUGCCAAUUUUAAAUAUAUAUAUAUGAGAGAGGUUUGUUGUUUUUGGAACGUGAACAAAAAACAGCAGUUCUGUUCAUUUCUCCCCUUUCCCCCCAUUGCAAAUUCUAUGAGAACAUCUGUUUUUUUUCUUUAGCUUAUCUCUCGCACCUCUGCUGCUUGUGGCAGUUUUGAUUGUUUUGGUGUGUUUUUUCUUUUUUUAAUUUUAGAUUUUGUCGGGCUGGUGGAUACACACAUUUUGCCAGCUGUUAGCAGCCAAGUGUGUUAGGGAGCCACGAGGGAUGGGAAGAGAGAGCCUUGUGCUGCUCCCAGAGGACCCAGAUUGCUUUGGAUGGGCAGGUAGCUCAUAGUUCUGCAAGUCUGAGAAAAGGAUGGUGCUGGAUGUAGAGGGAACCAGCAAACCACAGUGCACAAAGGAAAGGACCUGCAAUUCUUUAUGUGAGCUACUCCACCAAAGCAUGUGAGCAAGGCUUUGAUGAGCAAAUCUAAAGUACAGUAGUACCUCGGUUUUCAAACGUAAUCCAUUCCGGAAGACCAUUCGACUUCCGAAACAUUCGAAAACCGAAGCAUAUACUUCCGGAAAACUCAAUAUGGAAGCUGUGUGGCACAUUUGACUUCCAAAAAGCGUUUGAAAACCGAAGGAGUUACUUCUGGGUUUUUGGCGUUUGAUGAUCGAAACAUUUGACUUCCGAGAUGUUCGAAAACUGAGGUACCACUGUAUAAUCUUCCCAACAUAAGUGAGCCACAUAUUUUAUUUUUUUAGACAGUUUUUAUGCUCAGACACUUUCAUAUACAAUAUCUCAAGGUGGUGCACAGCCUAAAAACAUAACCUACACCAUUUAUACACACAUACAUACCACCCUUCAUCUGUAGAUCGCAGGCAAGUUCACAACAUAAAAUUACAAUGCAAACAAACACAAAAUACAUAAUAAAAAGAAGAACAAAACCAAGCCAAUAAUCCCUCCCCUUUCCACGACACAUUUAAAAGGGCAUCAGAUGUCAAUCAGCCAAAGGCCUGGUUGAAGAGGAACAAUUUUGCCUGAUGCCUGAAGGAGUAUAAUGAAGGCGCCAGCCUAACCUCUCCAGGGAGAGCAUUCCACAAACGGAGCCACUGCAGAAAAGGCCCAGCCUCAUGUUGUCACCCUCCGGAGGAGGCACAUGUAGAAGGGCUUCAUAUUAUGAUCGCAGGGCCCAGGUCAGUUAAUAUGGAAAGAGGCAGUCCUCGGAAGUAUUGCAGUCCUGAGCCAUUUAAGGCUUAUAGGCUGUGACCAGCGCUUUAAAUUGGGCACAGAAACUAAUUGGCAGCCAGUGCAGUCAAACCAGGAUUGAUGUAAUAUGCUCAAACCAUCUUGCCCCAGUGGGCCACCUGGCUGCUGGAUUCUGCACUAGCUGAAGUUUCUGAACUGUCUUCAGAGGCAGCCCCACAUAUAACGCAUUUCACUAAUCUAACCUAGAGGUCAAAAACAUCAGUAAAAGCCAACUGGCAAAGAAAGGCCUGUGUGAAUAAUGGUUUUCCAAAGACCUUGAAUAGUGAGCAGCCAGCCUCUCAUUUGCAAGAGUUCGCUAAUUUUACUUUAUUUUUAAUUGAACAUACCUCUCAACUUGAAUCAUAGACUCAUAUAAUUGUAUAGCACGCAGCAGCUUUUGUUGUUCUUGCCAGUCUCUUCAAUCCCCAUAAUCUAGUGCCUCACAUACUGGCAAAAUUGCAAUUGUAAGCUCCUUGGGGCAAGGCCUGCCAUCUCUCUAAAGUAAUGUACAGUGUACCUUAACAGUGCUCUUUAUUUUGAAUGUUAAUGGUGCAAAGUUUGGAGCUAGCGAAGCACCUGAGUUAGCUAGCUAGAGUGAGUCUGAAGUGGGUUUAUAUUGUUUCAGUGUACAAGUGCUACGAAAGGUGCAGUAGUUGACUUUGGAGGGGAGCCUUGUGAUAUACCUCACUAUUAGGUUUAGGGGUAACUUGUGUGCAAGAAUAAGAAUGCAUCUCAGGUCUCCAGGGCUGUAUUGUUUGGAUGCAAGCCAACACUUCACAGGGCUGCUACUGAAAAUCUUUGAAUUAUUUGUGAUGGUGGUUUGGCCCCAGGUUCCUUUUGUUCAAACACUGCUAAAUGUCAGCAUGUGUUUGAAAAAGCACAGGUAGAGCGUGGGAUAAAACAAUUAUAGUUGUCUCUGUACGUAGAGUGGUGCAAGACCUUGUACCUGUCCCAUGACUCUUACCUUGUUUCUUGCUCGUCCCCUUUUAUUCCUGUGGAUCGAAAACAAGGUCCAUAUUUUUCAAUAGGCUCAUGAUUCUUGUUUUUCUCGGUUCUUCUCUUGAAGUUGCAAACCCAUCCGUGGUGCAUGAUUUGACAGCCACUUUGUUCAACUAGCUAAAAGCUAUGCUUUGAUUCAGAUCCCAUCUCUGCUUUUGUAAUUCCUUAUUCCUCAGUUUCUCAUACGUAAAAGGGGAGUCCUGAUCUACGCACAGGAAAAACCCCGCUAUAAAUAAGUCAUAAAAUAAAUCGUUAUAGCAAAAGAGAGGGUGGGGAAACCCUAUGUAAAAUUACAUAGAAAUGUUUCGUGCUCAGUAGCACAAUCUGGUGUUGCAUGUUUAUAAUGCAUUUAAAACACCCUUAUUUGACUAGUGUAGCUGAGAAACUAGUGGCCCGCAGUGGGGCAUUAAGGUAAGUAGUAAACAUUGCGAAGCAUUAUCUUCCUUCCGCAAAUUCAACUUGGUGUAGAGACAGUAUAGUAAGGUAACAUAGGUGGGGAAAUCUGCAGUGCCUAACCUUUUCCAGUAAUAAGACAAAUUUUUUAAAACAAAGCACUGGAAAACUAGCCAGAACCCAUGCUAUUCUGAGGUAACUUAACAAUUGCUGGGAAGUUUUAACUAACCUUUAUAUCCCUCUUCCUCUUUAAUCAGGGUGAAGUUUGUACACACAGAUUUCUUUAACUAACCUGUGGAAUCCUGUCUGACCUCCAAACUGGCGAUGUCAAGGGUACCGAGUCCUCCUCCUCCGGCAGAGAUGUCAAGUGGGCCUGUUGCUGAGAGCUGGUGUUACACUCAAGUAAGUCCGCAUUUUAGCAUCCUUUCGUUUGCCCCACGGAGGGGCAAAGAAUAUCUUAGUGAAAAGCAAUACUGGCUGGCAUCUUUGGUGCCUUGUUCAAAUUGUCACGGUCCCGAGCCAGUGUUUUGGGCAGCCUGUGGUGCUUUCUAAAACUUGAAGCUUGAGUUCUGCCCACUUUUAACAGUGAUGAAUCUGAUGUGUAAAAGCAGGGAAUCCCGUGACCCGUGUGAUGUUAGUGUCAAGUUUCCCAGGAAUGGCUGCCCUGCUUUCCAUGUUCUGGAUACCCUGCUAAGGUCUGUUUGAGCCAUCUAAUGGUCUAAUGCAGCCUUUCUCAACCUGUGGGUCCCCAGAUGUUGUUGGACUACAACUCCCAUCAUCCCUGAGCUCUGGCCUUGCUACUAGGGCUGAUGGGAGUUGUAGUUCAACAUCUGGGGACCCACAGGUUGAGAAAGGCUGGUCUAACGUAUCCAUUGGAAAUAAGGUAUGUUGUCUUUCCAUCAUCUUGCUAUUUGUAACUGUCUUUCUGCUGUUCUUUUUCCCCUUAAGAUCAAAGUGGUCAAAUUUUCCUACAUGUGGACCAUCAACAACUUCAGCUUUUGCCGGGAGGAAAUGGGAGAGGUCAUCAAAAGUUCAACAUUUUCAUCAGGAGCUAAUGAUAAAUUGAAGUGGUAAGGAUCAUUAUACAGUGCACAAUGGGGACCAGCAACGAACACGGCAUUUGGUAGCUUGUGGUGCUUAGAAUUGGGUUCAAAACCCCUACUUAGCUCCACACUCACUGGGAGGCCUUGGGGAGGUUGCUAAUGCUUAGCCUCAAUCCUGCCUUCUGUAAAAUGGCACAAUAAUGACUUGACUCGUGGGGUUGUCUUCAGAAUGACUGAGGCAAUGAACUGCCCUGACCUUCAGGGGAAAGGAGAAACGAUAUACAAACAUGCUUCAUAUCAAUGUCCCUGUGGUUUACUUGUGACUCUCAAUACCAUCCAUCCAUAUUGAAAAUGCAGCUAAGACCAAGGUGUUAGAAAAGAUGCAAGUGGGUAAUACCUUCUUAACAGGAAUUAGCAAACUAUAUGGAGCAAUCCGCGGGACACAGAGCCUAGAACUUGCCAAUCAGAAGGUCAGCAGUACGAAUCCCGUGACUGGGUGAGCUCCCGUUGCUCGGUCCCUGCUCCUGCCAACCUAGCAGUUCGAAAGCACGUCAAAGUGCAAGUAGAUAAAUAGGUACCGCUCCGACGGGAAGGUAAAUGGUGUUCCCGUGCGCUGCUCUGGUUCAGCAGAAGCGGCUUAGUCAUGCUGGCCACAUGACCCGGAAGCUGUACGCCGGCUCCCUCGGCCAAUAAAGCGAGAUUAGCGCCGCAACCCCAGAGUUGGUCACGAGUGGACCUAAUGGUCAGGGGUCCCUUUACCUUUACCUUUAUGGAGCAAUCCGCGAAAAUAAUUGUAAAUAAUAAUCUCUCCGAUAACUGUAAAAUAAUGAAAGGCACUAGACAAGGCUGCCCAUUAUCCCCGCUGUUGUUUAUAUUGAUGCUGGAAGUAAUGUUACAGCGUAUAAGAAAGAACGGGGAAGUGAAAGGAAUUUCGGUGGGACAACAAUCCUAUAAACUAAAGGCUUUUGCUGACGAUGUGGUAUUAACAGUAGAACAACCACUUGAAAGGGUUCCUAAGGCAUUAGAGGAUAUAAGAAAGUUUGGGAAGGUGGCGGGCCUUAAAAUAAAUGCAGAAAAAACUAAGAUAUUAGUAAAAACAUGGGUGACCAUUCAAAAAAAGAACUGGAAAUGGUGAGUGGAUUAAAAAUAUGUAUAAAGGUGAAGUACUUAGGGAUAUGGCUGGCUGUGAGGAAUCUCAACUUAUUUUAAGAUUAUUACGUAAAGGUGUGGAAGGAGAUUAAAAAAUAAUUGGAAAUAUGGGGGAGAAUGAAACUUUCCCUAGUGGGUAGAAUAUCAGCCAUUAAAAUGAAUGCAUAUAUUACCUAAAACGUUUUUAUUUCAGUCCAUCCCAGUGGUCAACAAUUUACACUGCUUCAAAGAACAGCAAAAAGAUAUCACUAGAUUUUUCUGGCAGGGGAAGAAACCAAGAAUUAAGCAUAAAAUUUUGAUAGGUAGUAAAGAAAGAGGAGGAUUCACUCUGCCAGAUUUACAAUUAUAUUAUGAGGCAGCGUGUCUUUGUUGGCUAAAGGAAUGGAUUGUAUUGAAAAACACCCACCGAUUGCAUUUGGAAGGUCAUGAUCUCAAAUUCGGCUGGCAUACAUGUCUAUGGUAUGGGAAAGCUAAAAUACAUAAAUGUUUUUCAAACCAUGUGGUUAGAAAGAAGGUAUAUAGAGUUUGGGGGAAGUAUGAGAACUUGCUGGAAAGGAAGACACCUUUGUGGUUAUCGCCAAUAGAAGCAAUUGUUUAGAAGAGAAUGAAUAUCGAUAGACAAGACGACAUAAAGAGACUUAUUGGAUUUUUUAGAAAGGGAACCUAGACUCAAGACUAUGGAGGAAAUAAGUAUAGCAGCCAGGUAACAGACUGGUUACAAUAUUAUCAAUUAAAUGAGUGAUUCAAAAUGGAUAAGAAAAACAGAUUUUCAGACCAAAGCUCGCAAUUUGAAAGAGAUUUAUUAGAAAAUAAUCAAAAGUUAUUAUCUAGAAUGUAUAAGAUGUUAUUGGAAUAAGAAAAAGUCGAGCUGGUAAGAUCAUCAAUGAUUCAUUGGGCAACAGACAUAGGGCAGAGUAUAGAAUUUGACCAUUGGGAGAAAUUAUGGAAGAAAGAUUUAAAAUUUACUGCAUGUUAUGUGUUGAAACAGAACUGUUUGAAAAUGGUUCACACAUGGUAUUUAACCCCCAGUAGACUAGCUAAGAUGUACAAAUCGGAAUCAAUGUACGUUGGAAAUGUAAAGAAGUAGAAGGAACAUUCUUCCAUAUGUGGUGGACAUGCAAAAUAGUUAAAGGGUAUUGGGAAAUGAUAUACAAUGAGAUGAGAAAAAUGUUAAAAAAAACUUUCCCCCAAAAAACAGAGGCAUUCCUUUUGGGAAUGGUACAGGCAGAAAUACCCAGAUGUCAGGAAAACUUAUUUAUGUAUGCCCAUACUGCAGCUCGGAUUUUGUUGCCACAGAAAUGGAGGGUGAGCGAGGUUCCUAACAAGGAGGACUGGCAACUAAGAAUGAUUGAAUAUGCAGAGCUAGCAGGUUUAACUAGUAGAAUAAAAGAACAAGAGGACCAAGUAUAUAAAGAGAAAUGGAAAAAAAUUGUGGAGUAUUUGGAAAAUAACUGUAAAUAUGUGAAAAAUUUAGCAGGGUUAAGGUAAAUUCAACAGUAUAACAUAAAAUAAAGGCAUAAUAAAAGGAAAAGAGAACGAAAUUGCUAUAUAAGAAUAUGCAGAAAUAAUGGGGAAAUCAAAGGAACCAGGAAAAGGCAAGAAGGGAAGUCAUAAAUGUUUGUCUUAUUAUAAAGUAAGAUAUGAAUGAGGGAAAUGUUGAUUUCAAUGUAAAUGUGGUUCUGGAAACUGUAAUAAUGAAAAAAUAUUUUUUAAAUUUAUUUUUUUAAAAAUGAAAAUGUAGCUAAGAAAUCUUAUAUUAUCAUCUGCAAGGGGCCAAAAUGUGUUGUCUAACAGAUUGCAGCAAGGCAUGACCAUGCCAUCUAAGCCACAGACACACCACAAGAUCAAUAUCUCCAGAUGGCUCAAGCAAGUGAGCCAAGCCAUACUUGUAAUCCAUGGGCAUUGGCCAGUUUAAACUGGGACCUGUACAAGAUAAAUCCAACCUAGUGAGGAAUCCAAAGGAAGAGCACUUGGGUGCAUCUCCAUCCUAUUUACUAUCUAGUUCUGGUUGUCCUUGCUCCUCCAGAAGAAAGCUAAGGAUGUGGGAGCACGAAUCCCACGCAAGGGAGAGAAAAAAAGUCCAAACAACUCUUUUCCUCUUUUGGGAUCUCUGUGGAGUAACCGCAAGCAUCGCCUUAUCAGAGGUUGUGCCUCCCUUGUCCCCUACAUUGCAUUUUCUUUUGUGCACCCAGUGCAAGCAGAUCUGUGUGUGGAAACUUGUUUCUGCCAGCAGGUUUAAGACCAUAUCGAGAAGAUGAAGAUUAUCUUUCUGCUUCUGCAGGUGUUUGCGCGUGAAUCCAAAGGGCUUGGACGAAGAGAGUAAAGAUUACCUUUCGCUCUACCUGCUACUGGUCAGCUGUCCAAAGAGCGAAGUCCGAGCCAAAUUCAAGUUCUCCAUCCUGAACGCAAAAGGAGAAGAAACGAAAGCAAUGGGUACGCAGAGUUGGUGGCCGGUUCCUUGCGCUUCAGUUGCCGUUUAAACACAGGCAGCGAGAGCGAAUGAGAGCCCUGCUUGUGUGUCUCUUGGCUUUCCUUUUUCAAAAAAGAGCCCCCACUUGUUUAUAUAUUUCCAGAGAGUCAGCGAGCCUACCGGUUUGUGCAAGGCAAAGACUGGGGAUUCAAGAAGUUUAUUAGAAGAGAUUUUCUCUUGGAUGAGGCCAACGGACUCCUCCCAGAUGACAAGCUCACUCUCUUCUGUGAGGUAAGGAGGGGAAAACGACGCGAAACCUUUUCUUUCAUUUGGAAGAAAACCGCAGAAGGGCUGCAAAGACGUUUCUCAGCUCCCAUCGCAUGUCCAAUCCCUUUGUCCAUCACUCCUUCUGAACUGAGCACAGUAGUUGGAGUCGAAUGGUGACCCUGAGUGUUUUGUUUGGGAGAGGGCCUUUUGUAACUCCCUCUGUAAGGUGUGGCUUGGCUCGCUUGCUUGAGUUGUCUGGAGCUAUUUCUCUGCAAGCACCUUUUCUCGCUUGUGGCAUGCUGUCAUGUGAAUUACGUGGAUUAACCUGUGGAGGGGGAGGAUGAGGAAGCAGAUGUGUGACUAGAAAUGUAUAGUUCCAUAAAUCCGGGGGGAGGGGGAAUACUACCUUUUUUUUUGCCUUUAUGAAAUUUAUAAAACAGUUUUGUACAGCUUAAUUCAGAAGACCCACUCUUGUUUAGUGGAGCUUACUCCCCCGUAAGCAUGCAUAGGAUUGCAGCCUCAAAAACUAUCAGUGCGUUAAAGUGAAAUCUAAAACAUGUUUUCUCAUAAGUAAACCCCAUUCAGUGAACCUUGGCUCCUGGAUUGCAGUGUUGGUUUUGUACAUGCCCAAAGGGCAGUAGAUGCCAGGGUAUUAGUUUCUAGUAUCUCCACACUAGAUCAAAAUUUCCCAGAAGAAAGGAAGUAGCAAUUUACAAUGGUACCUUGUUUGCCAAACGGCUUGGCUUCCAAGCAAGUUGGCUCCCAAACGGUGCAAAAGUAAGUGUUCCAGCUUGCAAACAUUUUUUGGAAGCCGAACGUCUGACGCGGCUUCCGAUUGAGUGCAGAAAGCUCCUGCAGCCAAUCAGAAGCCGCGCCUUGGUUUUCGAACGGACUCCCGGAACAGAUUAAGUUUGACAACCAAGGUACCAAGAAAACAAAGGCCCCAAAUGGUCCUCUGAUGAAGAGGGCAGCACCUCUAGGAGUUGAAAUGUAUCUUGGGUUUGAGUGUCACAUACGUACACUUUUGCCAUGUUCUUUAGGUAGCCUUAACAUCAGAACCUUCAUGUUUCACAUUUUGAGUGAGUAAAAAACCUUGCCUUAAAAAGCAUUUGACUCGUGCCAAAAGAGAAAGCAACUUUUGAUGGAGUAUUGUCAGUGAUCUCCAACAUUUUCAGUUUUUCUGUAGGAUAGAUUGGGGGUGGGCGUGGUGGGGAGGGUCCUGGUAGAGCACAGUAGAGAAAAUCAUGUUUCUUCCAGGCCUUUGCAUCGCUCUGUGUGGGGCUUCUCCGUCAGUAGACAAGGCCUGUUCCCCGCACAGCAUGGGAUUCAUUCUUGGAAAGUAUCAGGCUUUUGUCAGAGAAAAAAGCUUUUGGAUCUGGCAAGCCAGAAGUUAUGCAUAGAAAUGAAAACUUGUGCUAGUUUUUGCUGAUGCCAGGAGGUUUUCCUGCCAUUUAGUGCCAUAUGCUCAGCGAAUUUUCCCCCGUUUCUUGCCACAGGUGCUUACAGCUGUGUUUCUAUUUGGCAGGAAUGCCAUUUGAGAGAGAGAGAGAGAGAGAGAGAGAGAGAGAGGUGUGUGUGUGUGUGUGUGUGUGUGUGUGUGUGUUUUCCCCUCUGCUGAGGCUCUCUAAGGAUUUGAUAACAUUUGGUGAGCUGGGAGACUGUUACCAGGGUUUUUAUUUAAAACUUGGAAUAUUGCUGAGGAAGAGGGUUUGUCUGUCUUAAAAAAAUAAAAAAUCGCUUUAGUUCUGCCAGGUCUUCCGUCUGUCAACCUGCAGCAACAUAGGCUGCAAGUUUGGCCUGAUCACAUGAGAUACUGGUACACCUGCUCUUGCACAGCCCCUGUUUUGCUGGCUAGUACCUGUGGAGCUGCCAGUUAGCUUACAUUGAGAUCCUUGCAGCAUCCGUUUCCAGUUUGAAGGGGCUGCUUUCUCAAAGAGGCAGGCACCCGAUUCUUUGUUUUCCAUGUUUGCACUGCAGGAUUCAGAGCAACUUGCAGCGUUCUCAGGAUCUCGGUUUUUGUUCAGUAAAAAAAACAGGGUUUGUUUUAAUUUUAAUGACUUCAGAGGUACCAGACACAAUCCACCCAACAUCUCACAACAUUUAAGUCCUGCUAAUUGUGAUGGGCGAGAUUUUAAAGCGCAUGCGUAACUUCCAUUGAAAUCACUGAUUCUUGAACAGUUCACUUUGGCAUUGUUUAUAAGGAUAAGUAACAUUUCAAACAUUCAACAUUUCCUUUGGGAUGCGGGUGGCGCUGUGGGUUAAACCACAGAGCCUAGGACUUGCCGAUCAGAAGGUCGGCGGUUCGAAUCCCCGCAACGGGGUGAGCUCCCGUUGCUCGGUCCCAGCUCCUGCCAACCUAGCAGUUUGAAAGCACAUCAAAGUGCAAGUAGAUAAAUAGGUACCGCUCUGACAGGAAAGUAAACGGCGUUUCCGUGCACUGCUCUGGUUCGCCAGAAGCGGCUUAGUCAUGCUGGCCACAUGACCCGGAAGCCGUACGCCGGCUCCCUCGGCCAAUAAAGUGAGAUGAGCGCCGCAACCCCAGAGUCGGCCACGACUGGACCUAAAUGGUCAGGGGUCCCUUUACCUUUAACAUUUCAAAAGCAGUAGUUUCAGAGGUGGGGAUUCAGAGCAGGCUUGCAAAUUGUAUUUUUUUAUUUUAUUUGAAAUUUUGCUGCCUGUCUCCCAUUGGAAAGCAGCGUCAGAGUGGGGCACACAUUUUAAAUGUGGGUAUUGUCAUCCAACAGGGAUGAUAACAAACCUCCAAUUGGUGCUGGAGUUUUGGGCUGUGAAAAUUUUCAGCAUGCCCUCAAGGCCUGGUAAGGCAGGGAUGGGGAAGCUACUACUAUUUCUGGCUGUUGGCCACGCCAACUGCAACUGAUGAGAGUUGGGAGCCUGUCAACAACAUCAGCUUCCCCUUCUUUCCCGUAAUGGCCAUGUGCUUGGAAGUCUUUUAAAAAUGGGCAAUAUGCUCAUUCCUGGAGGAUAAGUCACAUCAGAGGCAACCAGUCAUGAUAGUCAUAUGGUACCUCCAUGCUCCAGGGAUAUUCUUAUAUCACUUAAUUUUAAUUUUAAUUUUUUAAAUCACCUCCAAAAUAGCUUAUAACUCCAGGUGAGGAAGUUUGUGAACAUCUGAACUAGUUAACUUGAGCCUUCAUUUUUGAAAGACCUGGAGCCUGGGUUGUGCUCAAGGUUAAGGACUGAUAAAACAGAUGUAGGUGCGGUCAGGAAGGAAUCUGGCUAGUGACUCUGGCUGAAUCGAAAUGACUUCAUACAGUGGUAAUCUGCUGCAGUAUGUCUGUAAUUGCUUGGGAAGCUGGCCUGUGACACUCUGCCAAGCGGUGACAUUUAUUUUACUACACCUCCAUAUACCUGACAUGAAAUCAGGAGGAACAAGGAGGUUCAGGAAGAGCGUACAGAAGACUGGGCUCCCUGGCGUUGGUCUGUACCCCAUUGUAGGUUGCCAUAUAGUAAGUGUUCAUUGGUAUUCAUCUGUAGAGAGGUUUUUGUCGCUUGUGGCCUGAUAGCUUUGUCUUCUGGAGCCAUGUGGAGCUCGGCAGAUUUGUUUUCUUUGACAUCUCUGCUCCUUGCUUGCGGCACGUAGUGCCUUGGACCAAUCUGUAGAAAUGGAUGGCCCUGCCUUUUAUCCCAAAGGAGAGAACUUAGAUGAACUUCUGAUUCCAUUCAAAAUCUGUGGGAAUCCUUAGGCAGCCGUGCCGGUAUGUGGGUGAGAGCAGAGUUUAUUUUCAGUGCAUUGCUGUUUUUGUCUUAAACAUCCCUAACCAAGAGCAUCUGUGGGGUUUUGUUUCCCUCCACCCUACCCCACUGAACCUCUGUGCUCCUCCCCACUUUUUUUUAAAGUUCACUGUGCUGCUGCUGCUUCUUUUGUUAACCCCCUGUACUUCCUUGCAGGUGAGUGUAGUACAGGACUCUGUCAAUAUCUCCGGCCAGAACUCCAUGAACAUGGUGAAGGUACCUGAAUGCCGCUUGGCUGAUGAGUUGGGAGGCCUCUGGGAAAACUCUCGCUUCACAGACUGCUGCCUGUGUGUGGCAGGCCAGGAGUUCCAGGCUCACAAAGCCAUAUUAGCAGGUCGGUAUCGACAUGGGCGCGAGGCUUAGCAGGAUGGCGGAUGGACUGAUCAGGGACAAGCCGACUGCCUUGAUGAGUGUUUUGGAGGUUGCUUCCCUUCUUUUCCAGAAAGGGGCUCCAAAUAGCGGGUCCUAUAAGAUGGGAACAAUUGAUUUGACCGGGGAAUGAGGGGCAAUGGGAAUGUAUCAUAUUGAAACCUCAGGUUUAAAAACCCAUUUAAUGCUAUUGGGAGGGCGGGGAAGGUGCAAAUUGUAAAAACUGCUUUGCCAGAGGUCUUCUAGGACUUAUAUCAGGCAUGUCCAACUCCCAAGAAGACUGCAAUCUACUGCCACUAUAAAAAAAACUGGCAGUGAUCUACCCAUUAGAUUGACCAAAGUUGUUGGACAUUCCUGCUGUAUAUAAUGCACUUCUGUGGGAGCCCAGGAUAAACCAUUCAGCUUUCUUUCCUCCCUUUAGAAAGGCAAGUUUCUGUGUCUUACGACUGCAGAGAUAUACAGUCUUACCUUGGUUCUCAAACACAAUGCAUUCCGGGAGUCCGUUCGGCUCCCAGAACUGUUCGAAGACCAAAGCGCGGCAUCCUGCUGCCAAUCAGAAGCCGUUGAAGCCACGCCGGAUGUUCGGCUUCCAAAAAUUGUUUGAAAACCGGAACACUCACUUCUGGUUUUCGAUUGUUCGGGAGCCAAAACAUACAAGUUCCAAGGUGUUCGGCAACUAAGGUAUGACUGUACUUGAAAGUGUGAGGCAGUUCCUGCUGGAAUCCCAGACGGAUUGCUCAAUGCGAUUUCCGAGUAGUUUAGGAGUAUGCUCUCCUGUGUUCCCCCUCAGCUAGGCCCCUGCGUAGAUUUUUCACUUUCGUGCGGCUAGCAAAACCGGAAUGAGUUGUGACAAGCUUGUAAAAUUUGUUCAACUUGCAUAAUUCAUGCGUGUUGCAGAACCUAGCUUUUCUCGGAGCAGAAAGAUGUCUGCCUGGGAGCAGAACGUUUUUUGUCUCUCUUAUUAAGCAGAGGGUGCACAUGGCCCCGUAUAUAUUCUGCUCCAAGCCGGUUUAACCACCACGGCUCCCUGGAGGAAAACCCUCUGAACUGUAGUGGGAGGGAAUGGAGCCAAGAAUGUCUGUGAGUGGUCGGCACCUUCACAAAACUGCAAUUUUCAGAGCUGCUCUUGGGUGGGGGGUGGGCUGGGCUGAUGGAAAAGCUAGUUUUAAGCUGGUCUCCUUUCUCUAGUGUGCAUAAGCCCUUAGGAAGACAUUUGAUAACAUUUCUCUCAUGAUCGUUUUAUUUAUUUUUUACGCCCUGUUAUAUUGGUACCUUUAUUUGCAGGUACUGAUUGCAUGUGUCAGUUCCUCUCUGGAGAGGAAGGUUAUCUCUUCACAUAGUUUUAAUUGCAUUUUGUGGUGUUCUUUUCCCUCCUCCCCAAUCUCUCUCUCUUCUCUCUUGUGUUCCCCACCCCACCCCUCUGGCCGCAGCACGUUCUCCGGUUUUCAGCGCUAUGUUUGAACACGAGAUGGAAGAGAGUAAAAAGGUAAGUGGGCAGAGCAGCUUUCUGGUCGUGAGGAAGAGCCAUUUGCUGAUCUGCAGACUGGGAGAGAUAAUUCAGGAGCUGGAACAACUCUUGGUUCCCCCAGCAAGUAGCUGAAAAAUACUGCAGACUUUUGACCUCCACUUGCAAAGGUCUUGCUCAGCACAGAGGCUCAAAGCAGAAAUAAAAUACAUUGCUGUCAUGUGUCCAGGUUGGCAAGGCCUCUUGCUAUGGGAAGGAAUGCUAGAGAGCUGACAUUGUGAACUGUAUUUUAGAUAGAUAGGUCUUGACCGGAGGAAUGGCUGGGGAACAAGCACUGCCAAUGGAAACAAAAACCAAGUCGGGGAAUACCUUUAUUAGGCCAACCAAAAUAUCACACAAUAUAAUGUGCAAGCUUGCGAGUUCUCCAGAAACCUUCAUCAAUCUUGCGGCAUUUUGCUGGACCUAAUAAAGGCAUUGCCCUAAUAUGUAUUUUGGCAUUUACCCUUUCCAAUUUCUGCAUGAAAAGAAUUCACUGUAGGUGGACAUUUGCCUUCCAGUUUUUUAUAUUUCAGGGAGCCAGAGCUAGAGCCCUGGGUGCAAGUCCAAGGCUUGUUCAGUUGAGAAGCUUACUAGCUGAUGCCUUUCGUUCCAAGAUACACUGUCCCCACCAUUCCUCCCUUGCAGCCUUGUUGUGAAACUAAGCUUUGAGAGAUGGGCAUAUUGUAAACCACCAGGAACCUUCAAGACAGGCCAGAAAUGAAAUUUGGAAAGCACCGUAGGAGGAGUUAAUACUCCUGCACUGCCAGUGUUUUACAGUUGUGAUGGCAUUUAUGUAACAGUAAAUGCUGGCUUCUUGCCGCUGCCUGAGACAGUGGAACAGUGAAGUUUUAAGGAAAAGUCUCACCACGUUCUCUUCUGUAGUUGGAAGAGGCAAAGGAGACUGGAACAUUUCUGUUCCUUCUGCAUCUUCUUCCCCAAAUAUUUGUGUUCUCUCUAAAUAGUUCCACUUUGCCCCCCCCCCAAAAAGAGAGAUCUGGGGGAGGAGACCAACAGUUGGGUCUGUUGCCUGAGUGUCAGAAGAGUAACCCUAAUUUCCCCCCUGGUGCAGAAUCGAGUUGAAAUCAACGAUGUGGAACCUGAAGUUUUUAAAGAAAUGAUGUGCUUCAUUUACACGGGAAAGGCACCUAACCUCGACAAAAUGGCCGACGAUUUGCUUGCAGCUGCUGAUAAGGUACACAGGACGCUUGGCUGGCCGGCCGGCCGUUGACUUUUUUUCCCCUCUUGUGAAAAGGGAGGGGGGGACCAGCACAGAAGCCGGGGCUUCAACCUCAUUGUGUUUAUACUUCAUACCUAGGCCUUUGGUUUUGUGGGUUUUUUUAAACCAGAGGAGUUUUCGUCUCCUGGAGACGAAAUUGUGGGGAACUUGCUGGCAUGAACAUGCCAUUGGUGUCUUACCAGAUUCACUCCUGGGUCUUUGGGCACAGUUCAAAGAGAUUUCCUUGGCCCGCCCAGCCUAUUUGUAAGCUGUGGGUGGCUGUAUACUUGAGGCGGGCCACAUCCCACUGCUGUCAAGAGGUCCAGGGCCUGGUCAGCCAUGAGGCAUUGCUAACCCCUCUCCUCCUAGUCUGUCCCAUCCUCAAGGUGUUGACCUGCGAGAGGAGAAGCAGGGCCAAUAGAGACGAACUCUUGCUUCCUGAUCUUUGCAGGAAUGCACUGAAAGAUGAACAGUCUGCUGUAGAAGCUUCUAGGGUGAGACAGCAAUCUUUAGGUACAUCCCUCAUUGCGCAGAGAGAGGGGUGCCCUGCUCUGUUGAGAGCAGCGUGUGCCAUUCUUGUACACUGCCAUUUAAGUAAAUCACUAUCACCCCCUGGACCAGAUUAAAAGGGAUGUGAUGUCUGUCUGUGAAAUGUGACUUCACUGCCUCAGUGAAAAAGCCUCAGAGCCAGCCUCUCACAACUCCAGGAAUAUGGGGGUACCUGCAAGUUAAGGGCGCUAUGCUGAUGCUUCGAGGUCACAUCUUACACCACUGAAUUGUGAGGUUUUGUGCUGUUCCUUACCUGUGUGUGGCAGGUUGGGGCAAAAGGGCAGAGGUGAAGAAGCUGGGCUUCUCUGAAUUGGAAUUUCCAAUGCUUGGUUCAAGUCGUUAAUAGAAUCGCAGUGAAAAGCCCCUGCCGUAUGUAUGCAGGGAAGAAAUGUAGCACGGGGAAUUUAGGGUGGACUAUCGCAGUUUUAAUGGGGGGGGGUGUAGAAAUUUGUGCCUCCUUCACAAAAUCAAAAUAUACUACCAUGCAGCAGCAGAUGCCAAGUGAGUCUUGCACACUUGCCCAGCAGAAGCCCAUAUUGGCCUCUGGGGAUGGCUUAGUGGCAAGUUAAUUUUCAGCCCUGCCUAGCAACAGCAGUUCUCCAGCCCAUUGAUCAGACAGCAAGGUUUAGGGGGUCUUCAAUUGUGACUUUUUAUAUAGCUCUUCCCCACCCCCUAAUCCUUCCAGGGUGUCUGUAUAAGAACAGAAAGCAAAACCUUUUAUGGCAGCACAUGAAGCCUCUUAAUAUUUGCACAAGAGGCUUGGGAACAGCUUGUUCUGUCUUCCUCCAGUCUCUUGGGGAAAAUACGUAAUUAUACUAUAAACAAAACACAGUGCAUAUCCUAAACCCUGGAGACCUGCCAUUGGGCUCUUGGGUGAAGAUGCGAUUAGAGAGUUAGGCUUUGUCUUUCAGAAGUGUUUAUUGAGGAAGAUGGAAAAGGAUGUUGUUGUACCUAAAGAUCCAGACUCCAUUGACCUUUCGUCCAGCUGCUUGGGCUUGUGUGUUCUCUUUGCUGAGCCCUCCCAAGCUCUGCAAGCAGAAUUAAGUUAUGCAGAUUACCUACUACAAUUUACAUAAUUCUGCUUCUCCAGUUUGGCACUCGUUAUGUGUGUUUUUGGCAAAAGAACUUAAGAUAUCUCUUCGUUGUUUUUUCUCCCCAGCCAGAAGGCUUCAGACUUUGGUGAGAUAUGCUGACAAUUGCCCAGAAUAUGCAUCUCUCUUCCUCCCGAAUAUUGUGCUUCCAAACAUUACUACUGAAUAAUUGAAAAAUAAAAAUACAGUACAAUACACAUUGCGUGUAUCAGUGCUAUGCUAUAGUUACAGAAGCACUAUGCAAGACUUGGAAUGUUUGCUCCAACAAGGAGAAGACUGCUAGCACAGAGACUUUAUAGGAUUAAGGGAAGUGGAGCACCACGCCUACAAAAGCCAUUCAAAAUAGCGGUGCUAAAACCCACCUGUAGUGAGUUUUGCCACCACAGCACAGCCUCAUUUGGGUCUUCCUCUUUCAGGGCAAGCUCAUUUCAGUACCUCUCUGUACUCUUUUUUCUUUUAAGUAUGCUUUGGAACGCUUGAAGGUGAUGUGCGAGGAUGCUCUGUGCAGCAACCUGUCCGUAGAAAAUGCAGCGGAGAUCCUCAUCUUGGCUGAUCUACACAGCGCUGACCAGUUAAAAACUCAGGCGGUUGACUUCAUCAACUAGUAAGCAGGUUUUAUCCUUUCUCCCCCUCUCCCCUCAGAAUGUGGGGAAAUUGACAAAGUAAGAACCCUAGAGAGCAAAGCCCCAUUGCACCUCUUGUAUUUGUGUUCAAGCACUCUCAUAACCAGCUAAAAUUGGUGCACCAAAAAAACCCAAAUUAUUCCACAUCCUCUGUUUUGGUUUCUCUCGCUGGCUCAUCUACAGCUUCUUUUUUAUCAAACAUAAUUUCUUCCCUUUUUGCCCUUGUGCUGGAGAAUCAAGUAGUGGCUGUUGCAUGCUCCUCCUGCAAGGAGUGUGGAAGGCACUUUACUGAAAGGGCACUCUGCCCCACUGUUUUCUGCCAAGGGGGACAGUGGUAGCUCCAUUCAUAUUCUUUCUCUCUUAAGCAUCCCAAGAGAAACAAACAAGGAGCCUCGAAAGCAAAUCCUGUAAGAGAAGAGAAGACGGGUGUGUUCUGCAGUGGACAUACAGUGCAAAAUACCCUCUCUCUUUCUCUUUCUUGGAUGAAUUGGAUGUUUCUUUUAGAACUGCUUGAGUUCUUAAAGAUGUCACACCCAUUGCGUCUGAAUGGUGAGUUGCUAAAUGCAAAACCAGCACCUCUGACUUGGGGUCAAGUGGGGGGGGGGAAUAGCCCCUGAAGCAGCCUCGAUUCUUUCAGGCUAGGGGUCAGCAAACUUUUUCGGAAGGGGGCCAGUCCAUUAUCCCUCAGACCUUGUGGGGGGCCGGACUAUAUAUGUUUUUUUUUGGGGGGGGGGGAAUGAACGAAUUCCUGUGCCCCACAAAUAACCCAGAGAUGCAUUUUAAAUAAAAGCACACAUUCUGCUCAUGAAAAAACACCAGGCAGGCCCCACAAAUAACCCAGAGAUGCAUUUUAAAUAAAAGGACACAUUCUACUCAUGUAAAAACACGCUGAUUCCUGGACCGUCUGCGGGCCGGAUUUAGAAGGCAAUUGGGCCGGAUCCGGGCCCCAGGCCUUAGUUUGCCUACCCAUGUUUCAGGCCAAGGUAGUGUCAUCUUGCUUACAUUGCACCACAGAGUUUCUACAGCAGAUGAUAAGGCAUUUAUACAAGACAUAAAAGCAGCUGCUGAAACCCUAAAGUAGAAGUAUUGAUACGAUUGAUAGCUUGAGAACUUCCCCUUCCCUUCUCUGUGUUUUGCCUUUCACUGUCAACUUUUGUGUGCGUGUAUUCCCCCCAAACUGGUAACCUUGGCUCCUUUGUUGUUUGUUUCCAGCCACGCUUCUGACGUCAUGGAGACUUCAGGAUGGAAGUCGAUGGUCGUGUCUCACCCCCAUCUGGUGGCCGAGGCGUAUCGCUCGUUGGCCUCUGCGCAGUGCCCUUUUCUGGGACCCCCACGCAAGCGGCUGAAGCAAUCCUAAGGCCGGACCCCAUCGCACAACCCUGUGUGUGUAUGUGUGGCUUUUUAAACAAAGAAAAAACAUGGAAGUAGCAACAGAAGCAAGUUGCUUUUCCAAACCUUGACCACCAGGUAGACGAUGCAACCUGUGGAGCUUUUAACUCUGUUGUGGGGGUGGGUGGGUGGGGGAAGAGACUGCUUUGAGGCGUGCAGACUUUUAAAACGAAACAAAAAAUCAGCAGCAAAUAAACUUUGGGGCGAAUGGGAGGGGUGGACUUUGGGUUAAAGGGGACUGUUCAACCUAAUAUAUCCCUGUUGCUGCAAUGUCUGUGUGUUUCCCUUUUGACUUGGCCAAGUCAAGAACUUAAGGAGUUGGCCGGGUGCUGGCCUGAGACAACAGAUCCCAACAGUGCUAAAUGGAAUUUAAGGCGAGAGGAAAAGGGACGACGUUAUGGCCUCCGCAUCCGACAGCACAGAACAAGAAGUCGGGCAUGAUCAGAGCGCGGAGGACGCUCUCUUUUGUUCCGGAAAUGACAACGGGGUAUGUGGGGGUGGGGUGGGGAAUGAUUCUGCCUUGAUGAGAUGAAGCCCACUCACGGGAGCAUCCAUGGGAUUUGUAUCGGGACUUUUGGGAGAGGGAGAGACUCCCGGCCGCCGUGAAAUCCCUCCAUCCGCCUUCCAGCCAUGAGGCGACGACGGUCUCUCUCGGUAGCACUUGUGUACAUGGACGGCAAAAGCAAGCCCCUCUCACAAACUGGCAACUUUAAAAAAGUGAUGGGGCUGGUGUGAGGAUACGCUCCCUGGACGACUUGGAUAGGAUGGAGACAGCCAUGACCGGCUUUCAGGAACUGUUGGUGAUGCUCUGGACUUGGAAUUGGCUGUCCAAGAACGAUGGUUACCUGUUUAGAUAUUGUGGGAAUUUUUGUUCUUUUGGUAUCUCUCUUUUCCUGUUUUAGUUUACUUCCUCUGAACUCCUGUGAUUUCUUCACAUCCUUUUCUGUUUCGUUUUGUUUUUUAAAGAAAUUUUAUCGUUCAUGAACACUGUGUCAAAGGUUUCUUGUCCUGCGUUGCAAAAAUGAUUCUUAUCGAGUGUUUGUACCCAAUCCGCUGGUUUGUAGAAGAUUCUGGUCCUUCUCCGUUCUAAGCCGGUUUCCUUUUACAGGCAAGACGUUCCAAAAUAACUGGUAAAGCUUUUCUUUUUUUCACCCCCUUUCCUUUUCUUUUUGAAAAUAUAAUUACUCUUUUGUACUGUGUGUUGUUCUGUCUUGUCUUUAUGGCUUUCUUUCACUUUUUUUUAUAUAAAAAAAGAGAAAGACCUUUCCCCUCAAAUUCGUAUUUGGUUUA